Molecule: messenger RNA, 83096 nt
Organism: Podarcis lilfordi (Lilford's wall lizard)
Lineage: Eukaryota; Metazoa; Chordata; Lepidosauria; Squamata; Lacertidae
Source: the annotation of a GenBank genome assembly
AUGGAUCCUCUGGCCCGCUCGAGUGGGGAUAUUAUGCGGCGGAAUCCACAGCAAGACUACGAGCUGGUCCAGCGUGUGGGGAGCGGCACUUACGGAGAUGUCUACAAGGUGAGAGUCCAAAUGCCAAGGCCUUUUCUGCAGCAGUCAUUUCCGUUGCAAAUUGGGAUUUCUAUCUUCCUGCCUCAUGUGGCAGCUUGGGCUGCUUUACCGUUAAGGAAGGGCAAAAUCAACAUACGGUCAUACCUCGAGUUGAAUGUGCUUCGGGUUGAGUGCAUUAGAGUUGUGCUCUGCGGCAACCUGGAAGUAACGGAGCGCGUUACUUCCGGGUUUCACCGCUCGCGCGUGCACAGACACUCAAAAUGACGUCAUGCGCAUGUGCGGAAGCGGCGAAACGCGACACGCGCGGACACGCCAUCGCGUCUUGCACUCCGUUCGGGAUGCGAACGGGGCUCCGGAACGGAUCCCAUUAGCAUCCCAAGGUACCACUGUAACUGCUUCUGUGGGGAGAGUCGUGGGCAUGGUAGCUGGUCUCUUCGCCCCACUUUUGCACUGGAAGUCGCAUUUUCACCAGCCUACAGAAUUGUUACAAUAUGCAGAUUCAAGCAGCCUUCUUAAAUUAUACAAAUCAACCCUUUUUGUGUGUUGGGUGGGCUUCACCUAGCGAACCCCAUCAGUGGAAGCCCUGCGUGAGGAUUUCUGCUUGCACAAGGGAGUUGCCCCCCUCCCUUUCAUCUGCUCCCUUUGCCCCCUGAAAUUGGCUCAGCACCUCCAGAACAGCAGGUUCAGGGCGGGGGCUCAUCGCUUCAUCUGACAAGCUGAUAUGCCUGUGCAGACAGAACAUUGGUACACAUCACAAGGCUGAAUUCCACCCGCUGCUCCCCAGGUUUUGUCACAGGAUUGGUUGGCAUUUCUUAAUGGGGCUUUUGCUCAUUGUUCUCUCCACCCCAACACUGUAAAACAGUUUGAAAUGGAGGAAAUGAGAGCAACUUGGAUUAAGAACUCUGCAAACCCGGAAGUAGGUGUUUUGGUUUGUGAACUUUGCCUUGGAAUAAGAACAUGUUUCGCUUCCUGUUGAGUGUGUUCCAUUUGUAAAUUGAGUCCCCCGCUGCUAUGGGAAAGCACGCCUUGGUUUAAGAACGCUUUGGUUUAAGAACGGACUUCCGGAACGGAUUAAGUUCAUAAACCAAGGUACCUCUGUGCUUGUUCAGCAUUAAUUUUGAAACCCUGGCUCUGGCGCAAGUGAGGAUUCUUUAUUCAGUGCUGAUAAAUGAGGCUGCUGUUAGAAAGCUGGAAUGCUUUUUUCUGACUAGCGAAGAGAGGAGAAUUCCCCAUAAUUUUUCUUUAAAAAAAGAAUGGUUUGCUGCCUGAUUUAGCUCCGAGGAAAGAGGCAAUUGGUCGGAGUUAGCCUGGUGGACUGGGCAGGUUGGGGGUAGGAAAAGAAGAAACUGGAUCUGCAAUGGGAGGGGUCAGGGUUGUUGGAGGCGGAGAUCAUCCAUGCUUGUCUAAGAAAAUUGUGACAUCCCUGAAAUCUGCUCAAUUGCCACAGGUCCCCUUCCAUCACUGCAGCGCGAUUGACCUCAGUUUUGUCUUCUCCUUGUGCCCUUCACUUCUUCAUGAGUAUACUCAGUUGGACUUUUGACUUGAUUUUAUAUGACUAGGUAUCGUCCCACAUUAAAUGUGAUAGUCAGAGGCUGUGAGGCAAAGUGAAGUGGAGACAUUUAGAUGCUUUGAAGAGCAGCGGCAGCAGGGCAGGAUACAAGCUGGAUCCGUCCCAUGAGUCGCAAUCCCCUGGGAAGUUCUCCUGCACAAGACCCAGUGGGAAGGAGCAGAAGGCUGCUCACUAGACUUGUGCAGGGGUGAAUUUCCCACUGAAUGAAGGAGGAGGCAUGGUUGUGAUUUUUCACCUCUGGCUCCAAAUAUCUUGGAUCUGAUCUGGUCCAUGUUGGACUGUGGUCACAGUGACUGCUGCCCCAAAGGUUUGCUCCACAAACUUUUAAUAAACUUGACCUACAAGUCAGCUAAGUGAAGUGCAGCUUUAAACGCUGAUUAAUUCUGCUUCUUUUAUAUCAUGGGUAGGCAAACUAAGGCCUGGGGACCAGAUCCGGCCCAAUCACUUUCUAAAUCCAGCCUGCGGACAGGAAUCAGCGUGUUUUUACAUGAGUAGAAUGUGUCCUUUUAUUUAAAAUGCAUCUCUGGGUUAUUUGUGGGGCAUAGGAAUUUGUUCAUUUUCCCCCCUUCAAAAUAUAGUCCGCCCCCCCCCCCAAGGUCUGAGGGACAGUGGACCGGCCCCCAGCUGAAAAAGUUUGCUGACCCCUGUUAUAUGCUUCAAACUGUUACGGUGUUCUGUAAACAGUCCUUUGGGCUCUGUGAAUUCAAUGCUUAUUGCAGAAUUCCAGAAUCCUCAGAAAUGCAGUUUUCAUUUUAAAAAACAAAUAAAUUACAGUACUAACUAAAUUUUAUAAUCCAGCUUUUGGCUCAAGGAACAUCAGGGUGGUGAAUGAAAUAAAACCACCUUUAAAAUAUCAAGACACUGAAGCAAUGAAACACACAAAUAAAUUCCCAUGUGUGCCAGCAGCAGAGAUGGGGGAGAGCGGCUCCUGUAGCCUUGGCCUUAGGCCCAAUUGGCAAUGCUUCCAUAAUGGUGAGGUUGCCUUUGCUAUGUGGCCCCUUCCCUUGCCAUUCAGAUGAUGGUGAUGAUAUUGAUAUUUGUAUAUUGCCCAUCUGACUAGGUUCCCCCAGCUGCUCUGGGUAGCUUCUAGAAAAAUAUAAAAACAAAUUAAAACAUCAGCCAUUAACAACUUCCCUAAACAGGGCUGCCUUCAGAUGUCUUCUAAAAGUCAGGUAGCUGUUUAUGUCCUUGACAUCUGCUGGGAGGGCGUUCCACAGGGCAGUCGCUACUACCAAGAAGGCCCUCUGCCUGGUUCCCUCUAACCUCACUUCUCACAGGGAGGGAACUGCGAGAAGGCCCUCAGAGCUGGACCUCAGUGUCCAGGAUGAAUGACUGGGGUGAAGACACUCCUUCAGGUAUGCUGGGCUGAGGCCAUUUAAGAUGAGCAGAGGAAGAUAAUAUUGGAGACAGAGAGAGCAGGUUGGGAGGAGCCGGUGAUGUGGUUGAUAUUGCCCCAAAGGCAGGAGACUUUGGUGUUUGGCACAGCCCCAGAGGCCAACAGAUAAGGUCAAGUUAUGCAGAUAAGUUAUAGUUUCGCUUUGUGGGGGGGACGGGGUGUGUGUCCGUUUUUAUGUCUUGGAUGAUUUUAAAGUCUUUUGGUGUUUUCCGUUGUGCUUUUUCUAUUGUUAUGUGACAUUCUUCUCUUAAAAAGCGGGAUAAAAAUUGGUUAAAUAAAUAAUUCAGAUAAAAGAAAUAGGCUUUUCCUUGGCAUGGAAUUAGAAUUUUUGUAGUAAGCACUGCUGCCCUUAAUUAACUGGCUGCUUCAUAUGUGCUCAUUUUAAUAAAGGAAUCCUUUUUUCUUUUUUUUUUAAGAGUGGUUACAUUUUUACUUUGUCGAAAAGAGGCCCCUGCAUCACUUUGGCCUAAAUCAGCCUGAACUUGAUUUGGUUUUAAAUUGGUGCACGUAUCAUUCUAAAUGAAGAAACAUUGUGUUUUAACACAUUGGGUGAAGCAUUACAAAGUAUUAAAAAGCUGCAGAACUCUUGACUAAAAACUGCUGCCUUCUGUAUUCCUGACCCUCUCAGAGCAGGUGACUGUAUAUUUGUCUCUCUCUUGUGGGAAUGUGGCAUUUAUAGGGUCAGAUUAAAAGGACACAAGUUGAUCCCUAGGUUAAGAAUAGCUCACAGGAAGCACAUUAACGUGCACAGGCAGCUUGCAGCAUGACUGGAGUUCAGAUACGCCCAAUUCCAGGGGUGCUUGUUUUGGUUGCUCUAAUUCCAUUUCCAUCUUUGCUCAGGAUUGUUCAUAUGGGCUGCCCUGGUUCUGGAACUGGUACCCAGUGGGACACUUCUGUUAAUGCAAAGCCUGCUUGCUGCUCCUGGGAAGAAUGCACAGUGCUUCCUUACCUUGUGCUGUCCGUUGAGGCUUGCAGCACUUCUCCAAGGUCUCAGGCAGCAGAAAAAUGUGAUUUUCUCACAGGAAAGCAGAGCACGCUGGCCAGAUGACAUUUCUGGUAUGGAGAAGCAUUGUAGGGAUAGGAUAGGCAGAAUAAGAUCCAAGAGAGGCAGUGCGAUGGGUGCUUUUCAUGGUAUUCUUAUUGAUAUUGUAAACGUGGUCCUCAGAAAGUUUUCAGAAGAGCAGGAUGUCAGUGUCUUCAUUAAAAGGUAAAGGAACCCCUGACAGUUAAGUCCAGUUGCGAAUGACUCUGGGGUUGUGGCGCUCAUCUCACUUUACAGGCCAAGGGAGUCGGCGUUUGUCCACAGACAGUUUUUCCGGGUCAUGUGGCCAGGAGGACUAAGCCACUUCUGGCACAACAGAACACCCACACCAGAGCGCACGGAAAUGCCGCUUACCUUACCGCCAGAGCGGUACCUAUUAAUCCACUUGCACUGUUUGGCGUGCUUUCGAACUGCUAGGUUGGCAGGAGCAGGGACCGAGCAACGGGAGCUCACUCCAUCACAGGGAUUCGAACCGCCGGCCUUUUGAUCGGCAAGCCCAAGGCUCAGUGGUUUAGACCACAGUGCCACCCGCAUCCCAUGUCUUCAUUAAAGCAGGCUGCAAUUGAUGUAACCUGGCAUCAUGGCUAAAAGCUGAGAAGCGUUUGGUUCAUGUCACCCUGUUGGGUGUGCAGACGGGCUAGGUGGCCACAAAAGUCAACUCCUCAUUCAGACCCACCAUUGCUUUCCCACCAUCUGCGGUAUCGAUAUGACAAUGCCAGCGAUCUGCUUUGCAGCACUGUUGUAAGGCUUUUUGGCCCUUGGGGAAGGGCUGUAGCUUAGUAGCAUAGCAUCUGCUUUGCAUGCACGAGGUCUCAGAUUCAACCCUGGUAGCAUCUCCAGGUAGGGCUGGGAUCAGUGUUAGAAACUGGGAUAGAAAAGCAAGGAGCCAAAUGGCUUUUGGGACCUGGGUUGUGGGCGCCAAAACAGAAUGUCUAGUCGCCAUUGGGGGUGGGGGACGGCAACACUUUUUAUUUAUUAUUUUUAUAAGCAUGAACUAAUAUGCAAUUCACGUAAGUCACAAAUGCAAAGUAUUUGUUAGUUCAUUGUCCCUAGUCCUGUAUUCAAAUGUAGGCUGAGGAGGUGGUGUGGUUUAUGGAUGGGUUUGAGUGCCAUGCCUCCUCUCCCAAAGAUAUGUUUCUCCAUAUGUUAAUUCUGCCCUGUCUUUUCUGGGAAUCAAAUCAGGCUGAGGCAUAGGAAAUUACGGAGGAAUGUGUUUUCAGUGCAGGUGUCUUGGUGCUGAACCAUCAAAGUGUCUCAAAGUGUGAAAGGAGCAUCUUUGUUGCAGAGAAUGUGUUCUGAAAGCUUUUUUGGAUUUGACUCUGCAUACAUUCAGUUUGCAGGGAGAGAGUCAUCUUGGCUGGUUCUAAAAUCCUCCCUUCAUCUUUUAAGCCCAUAGAACCUUGAUUUGGAAGGGAGCAAUGGUCUUCUGGUUUAAGCCAAGACUGGCCUUCAGAGGCUGAAUUAUGUUCUUGUGUCCCUGCUGCUAUUCCCAGAGGAGGUGCUUGGGACAGCCCCAGUUUUAUUAUUUAUUAUAUGCAUUUGUUGAGUUGCACACCAAAGUGUCUCAAAGUAUCUGGAUUGAUAAAAAUAGAAAUAAUGAAACAUAGUAACACCAAAUAUGAAAACAGCAGCACAAGGCUCAUCUAAAAACAUAAAGGGAGCUAAACUUUCCCAUCUCAUUUAAAAGGGCGAGCACAAAUAUAACUAGUUGUCCUCCCAAUGAAAAACCAAAGGCCUGGGUAAGCAAAGUUGUUUUUGCCUGGCACCUAAAAACAGACAGCAGUGGCUCCAGGCAUGCUUCCCUGAGGAACCUACCACGGAAAAGGCGCAUUCCUGUGCCACCACCAUCCACAUCUCCCUCGAGGAGGGCACACAGAAAAAGGGCCUCAGUUGAUGACCACAGUGCCAGGGUUCAUGUGGGGAGAAGCAGUCCUUGAGAUGUUGGCGGCCGUGAGUCUCCAAACCAGCACUUUGAAUUGUGCCUAGAAACUUAAUCGGUAGCACGUCCAGUUGUGCCAAGAUUGGGGCUAUAAGCCCAGGUCUGCUUGCCUUAGCUAGCGGUCUGGCCACUGAAUUCUGCACCAGCUGCAGUUUCUGAGGAGUCUUCAAAUGCAAUGUAGAACCUAGAGGUGACCAGAGCAUAGAUAACCUAAGUUAGGCUGUCCCUAUCCAGCUAGGGGCAUAGCUGGGCCACCAGCCGAAGCUGAUGGAAAACACUCUGUGCCACCUGAGGCUCAUGUGACAGUGAUGGAUCUGGGAGUAACCCCAUGCUACGCACCUGCUCCUUCAGAGGGAAGGUAGUGUCACCCAGAACAGUCUGAACCCUGCCCAUCCAGUCUAGGGAACCACCCACUAACAGUGCCUUUUUCUUAAAUGGAUUAAGCUUCCAUUUAUUGGGUCUCAUCCAGUCUUUUACCAAGACCAGCCAUUGUUCUACAGCAGGGAUGUCCAACAGGUCGAUCGCGAUCUACCAGUCGAUCACGGGGUGUCUUUGGUCGAUCCUGGUCGAUUGCGGGACCCCGACCCCCCUCCAAAAUGCUCAACAACUCUGGCCCCCUAAAAAAGCUCAGCAACUCUGGUCAGUACAAUGGGUAUUGUGUUUUUUUAGUGGGAGUAGAUUGCAGUCUCUCGGAAGUUGGACAUCCCUGUUCUACAGCAUCCGCUGCCACACCUGCAGAUGUAAAGGAGAAAUAGGACUGCAUAUCAUCAGCAUAUAGGAACACUGGAAGCUGCCUUCUACUGAGCCAGACCAUUCUCCCAUCUAGUCAGGGGCAGCGGUUCUCUGAGGUUUCAGACUCAGGGACAUCCCCAGCCCUACACUGGGCUAGGAGCUAGAGCCUUUGCCCUGACAAUGCCCGCCAUUGAACAGCACGAGGGAUAAGAUCGGAUUCUGCAGCACCCAACACGAAAGCUCAAUGGUCCUGAACACCCUCCCUCCGCACUACCCUUUGGAGACAGCCAUCCAAGUAGGACUGAAACCACCACAAACCAGCGCUGCCACUUGGGGAGAAUGCUGUGGCCGAUGGUAUCAAAAGCUGCAGAGAAAUCAAGGAGAAUUAACAGGGACACUCUCCCCCUGAUUUUCUCCUGACAAAGGAUAUCAAGCAGGAUGAUUAAGUCAGCUUCCAUGCCAAGACAGGACCUGAACCCUGAUCGAAAUAGUUAUGGGAAAUCAGUCGGGGAAAGAGGUAGGGCAACAGAUAGCCUGUGGAGGGGGGAGGAAGAAUGGGAUUGGCAGGCAAAAGAAAGGGUGGGAAGCUGCGAGUUAUAGAUCCAACUUGGUUCCUGCAUAGCUUGUUUCUGGGUGCAUUUUUACUACAAAAGGCAGGUGGGAUUCUUACUAGGAAGAAGAAGAAGAGUUUGGAUUUGAUAUCCCACUUUACCUAAGGAGUCUCAAAGCGGCUAACAAUCUCCUUUCCCUUCCUCCCCCACAACAAACACUCUGUGAGGUGAGUGAGGCUGAGAGACUUCAGAGAAGUGUGACUGGCCCAAGGUCACCCAGCAGCUGCAUGUGGAGGAGCAGGGAAGCGAACCCGGUUCACCAGAUUACGAGUCCACCGCUCUUAACCACUACACCACACUGGCCUGUGGGAAGCAGGGAAACAGUCCAGAUUUGCUGGCCCUGAAAGUAAAACCAUUCCCCCACCCCCCAAGAAGAUCAUAGCUGUUCAGAGAAGGGAGAAGCACUUUCCACCAAACAUCUAACAUGACGGGAGCUGUCUUAGCUGCUUAGUCUCCCCCCCCGGCUGCACAGGCAACCUGUCGUCUGUGAUUAGAGACUUUACUCUGGAAAACCAUGUCACACGCUCAUCUUAAUGCCUUUCUUUUAUCAUUGUACUACCUCUCUGUUGGGUUACUGGGUAGAGUUUAGGUAAGGGGCAUCAGGCUUGAGCUUGUCCACACAACUGAGAGUCGUCGUUUGCACUCAGGAGCAAGGAAAUGCAUGCUUUUGGGGGCAUGCCUUCUUGCCAGUGGCUUUCAGUACUGGGCUGUGCACAGCUGAGCACUUAAGAAGAAUCCUGCAGCUGCAUCAGACCAGUUGGCCUUUUAGUCCAGCAACCUGUUGGCAUGGUAGCCAACCAGAUUCCUUGUGGGAAGAGUGCAAGCAGGACCUGAGUGCAACAGGACCCUCCCCUGUGGAUUCCAGCAACGAGUAUCCAGUUUGUGUUCGCUUGUGUUCCCCGGUAUCUGGUAUCCAGAGGCUGUGUAUCAUAAUGGAGGUAGCCAGUGGGCUUAUAUAGUAUCUGUUGAGUAACUCAGCAUUGGGCCAAGAGGCUUCUGGUUGAGUUCUGGCUAAUUUCGAUGACCACUCUGAGCCCUAAAUACCUGUUGCUUUUGACCAGAGAGCCGGACAAGCACCUUUUCUGGACCUAAUAUAACUGAACAUGAUGCAUGGGGUGCUGCUUGCCAUCACGGUCCUCUGCAUCUGGUACUGAGCACAGAAUUCUGCUUCCUAAGGAAUUCAGUUGAUGGUUUGGUGUUGGGUUGGGUUGGAUUAGGAUUUUAAUCAGGUUUUUAGCCCUUCUAGUUGCAGAGGUAACACAUGCUGUCAGUCACUGCUGGACGAGGAAAUUCUUUUUUUUUUUUAAAUAAAUUUUUAUUAUUUUCCUUAUGCAUACUUUUACAAUACAUUACAAUAAAUCACUUAAAUACUUUUAGCUCUGCCGAGCUUGCGACUUCCUUCCAUCUCUUCAGCGAGUAUCCCUUAUUUUCUUAAAUAGCGUAUUCUAUUUGUUUUAACCCUUAUAUCUGUCAUACAUUGUAAGAGCUAUUUCAGUCCUGCCAGUGUUCUUAGAUUUUUACAAGUAUCCUUUAUAUACACCAUAAAUUUACUCCAACUUUCUUGAAACCUCUGAUCGUCCUGAUCCCGAAUUCUUCCCGUCAGUUUGGCUAACUCCGUGUAGCUCAUCAUUUUCGUCUGCCACUCCGCAAUAGUAGGAAUUUCUUGUAGUUUCCAAUUUUGGGCAAGCAUAUUUCUUGCCGCUGCUGUGGCAUACAAAAAAAGUAUUUGGUUCACUUUCUUAAUUUCCUUCCCCAUCAAACCCAGCAAGAAGGCUUCUGGUUUUUUGGGAAAGGUGUAUUUAAAUAUUUUCUUAAGUUCAUUAUAAAUUAGUUCCCAAACGUUCUUAACUUUGUGACAAGUCCAUCACAUGUGAUAAAAGUCACUGUCGGCCUCUUUGCAUUUCCAACAUUUUUUGUCCUUUAGCUGGGUGAGGAAAUUCAUGUCUACUGUGGAGUUCAGUCCCACACAGGCUAUCUACACAGUCUUCCCUGGAGCAAAGCCAGGGGACUGAGAGCUUGGUGUGACUCUGGGUUGCCAUCCCAGUUCAGGCAGAGGCCUCGCUAGGUGUCUGCAGACUUCUCAGUUGCUCAACUGUGUAAUAAUCAAAUGCCGAGAGUGGGUGUGAAUAUGUGAUGCAUUGCACAACCCUUUUUGCUGGUGCAUAAGUGCAGCUAAGAAUAAUCAGGUUGCCUUCCCUGCCCCCCCCAUCUGCCAGCAUGUAGUGUUUUGUGGACUGGCAGAUAUUUCUGACUUAGUCUUUUGAUCUCAGAACUGGCUAGCAAGCACUGUCUCUGCUAUCUGCUCCAGGUGAUAUUCCCAUGGCAGCAGGGUUGAGCAGGAGAUUCGCCACCCAAGUGUGGCCAGACCGGAAUGCUUUGCAGUUCAGUGGCCCCUGCCUGUACGUAUCAAGCAGAGGCAGAAUGAAUUGUGUGCAGAAGCAGACAGAAAGCUGGUAUAUAGUAUUGGUUGGGAGGCUGAGCUAGGAACCAAGAAGCCCAUUCUUCAAACCCCCACUGUAGCAAGAACUCAUGUGUCACUUUAACCAAGGUUAGGGCUAACCAGGGUAAGAUGCUUGUUAACAACCCUGGUUAAGGGGGGAACCUAGUUAGCCUUAUGUGCAAUUAACAGUGCAAUGCUCACCAUGGCGAAGACCAAGGAGGUUAAUUUGUGCUCCAAAGAGGAAAAGUCUGGGAGAAGAAGUGUGCUGCUUAACCAUGGAUUAGCAGGCGUACUGGGUGUCUGUCUUGGAUGCUUUAGUUGAUAUUCCUGCACUGUACAGGGUUGGACUACAUGACCCUCAGGGUCCCUUCCAACUCUACAAUUUUAUGAUUCUGUGUGUCUGCCACUCCUGAAAUGUCUUAAUGGCUGCUGCUCAGACAGUUCAAGAGUCAAAUCCUGCUUCCUUGCUUGCUGGAUCUGGAGGGCUGCUAGUUGUUAGUGUUAAAUCAGAAGAUACCUUCUUUUCAUGUUACAUUUUGGCUAAGCUGCUAGGAUUUUUCAAAUCAUUUCUGGAUGGCUAGGCCAGAGACCUAGAAUUGCGUUUGUUGCCUCUGGCUGUCAGAGACAGGAGUUUGCCUGCAUUUAAGAUACUUAACAGAAAGGCCCGGUGGUUGUCAGGCUCAAUAUGGAAAAGUUAGAAGAAAGAUUCCUCUCUGUUGGGCUCUUUUUUUUAAAGCUACAUAUGCAAUUUAUCUUUUGGUAACCAGGCUGUUGAGAAGGGCAUAGUAUACAGUAUUUGUAUCUGUUCCACUUGUGCAGCAGAACCUACACCCCUACGCUUUGUGCACCCCCUAAAUCUGUUCUAGGGGUUCUCCUACUCUCCAGAGCAGAUUGGGGGAGGGCGAGGGGGGGAGAGGGGAGAAAGUCCCCUUGCACUAGUGGUAAUCCUUGCACUGACAGAACAAUUUAGUAGAAUACCACCCUUUUUAUUAUUAUUAUUCAUUAAAUUUUUAUCCCACCCUUCAUCCAAGGAUUACAGGGCAGUUUACAGUAUAAAAACAUAAAAAUAUAUAACAUAGUAACAAACAAAAACAAUAUGCCCCCACAGUUUAAAAAGGCCAUAGAUUGUUUAAUUAGCCAAAUAAAUCUUGAUUCCCACCCACCCUCUUUUAGGACUCACACAAUUAAAUACGUGUGCAGGGUGGGCAAGGGGCAGGAAGACAGAAGCCCCCUUGUGGGCUAGUAUCACUUGUAGACUUAUUUGCAAGGCCAAUUUGAAGAUAAGUGGUUGUUGUUUUAAUUCGUUUACUUAGCUAAUCAAAAUUGAAAUCUAGGUGUUUCACACUGGGUAUUAGUUGCCCUGCUGUAGUGUACAACAGUGUUUGUGCAAUCAUAUUGGUGAAAAGCUAUACAAAGGGGCUACUUCUGGGUGGAGCUGAGGCAGCAGUCGGGUACAAUUCUCUGGCGUUUGACUAAGCAUCUGUUGCAUAAUGGCUUUGGGUUCGCUCCAAGCAUUUCAGUGCUGUAUGCACAUGGCAGUGGCAUGGUUUGUGCAAAGUUUGCAACUCUGCAGCUUAUAUGUCCUCUUGAAAGAUUUUUGUGUGCCACAAUGCAACUCUAAUCCCUCACAGGUUGGGAAGUCACCACUCCCUGCCCCACUUUGGGGUCUUUCCAUGACUCCAGCUCACCCCAUGAAAGCAAAUGUGCUCAGGAAGGAAGAGGAAAGUGAAAGGAAAAGAGCAGCCAUUGGAAGAUGGUAAGAAUGAGAAAGAUGGAAGCUUAGAUGAGAGAAGUGAGCAUAGGGAACAUUUCUGCUUGGGAAUAAUCUUGCCUUUUUUAUCAGAUUGUAGUAGAAAUUUACACUUGCCCACUUACCUUCCUGGAAAAUGUGCAAUCUUGCAGGCGUAAGAUAACCCCACAAAUAAGUUUUAGCUUACAAAAAAGGACUAAGCCACCAUGUGUACCCGUGUCACUCAUGUGUGUGAAGCCUUUAAAAGUUUCUUCACCAUCAGAGGCAACCAGCUUGUUAAAGCCCUGCAACACAGCUGCAGCCGAGGGCAGCCGUCCCCAACCAAAUGCCCUCCAGUUGUUUUGGAGCACAACUCCCAUCGGCCAACUCUCCUCAGCCCCGGGCUGGUGGAAGUUGCAGCCCAAGACAUCUGGAAAGCUUGGCUUAGAGUGGGAGGGAGAGCUCAAUUCUGUUAAUCAUCUAAUGCUCAUUCGCCACUGGGCUUUGCUGCCAAACUUGUUCCUCUUGCACCAGCCAUGCCCAGCAGGCAGUUAUGUAAGGGACCUGAAUUCAGAUUGCUGGAUUUGGGCACUGGCCCCUGCAGGUCUCAGAAAGAUAAAGCCUUUCUCUACUCUGCGCAGCUCUUGACGUCAACAAACUACCUGUUGAGGCCUGCAGCUUGCUAGGUGGCAACUAGGUCAGGAGCUACCUGAUUAUUUUGCCGGAGGGCAAAGUAAGACUCCCGUUAAGGGCUUCUGCACAAAGACAGGCAUGACUUUUGAAAAAUUGCAAUGCCAUAAAAGAGACGGUGUGGGCUUGGAUGUGGCAAAGUGGGGCCAGCGGAGGCCAAGGUGGGACCCUCUCUCACUAGGUAGCGCACCUGCUUUGCAAAUGGGUGUGGAUGUCCUAGGCUUAGUUUCUAGCAUCUCUGCUGGUGGGGCUGGGAAACAUCUCAGCCAGAUCCUUCCUUGAGCUGUUGUUGGGCAGAGUAAGUUGUGUUGAACUGUUGUUCUGAUUCAGCUUCAUGGGGUCAGGUCACAGACUCUCCUUGAGCUUCUCAGGGAAAAGGUUCAGCUUCAACCCAUACACUUCUCAAUGUGGGGCUUAAAGGCUGUUGCUUUGUCACGCUGGAAGUGUAGAAUCCCUACUAAUCCCACACCUGACACACUUAGGUGGCUCAGUGCCUUACAUUGGCUGUCUCCAUCCUUGCAACAGCCUUGCAUGCUCUGUCUCCAUUGCUCCUGUUCUGUAAGCAGGGAGCUGCAGGGGUUGGGGGAGAGGGAGACAGAGACUUUGCUCAAGGCUGCAGAAUUAGGUCUUGCUAAAGAAAAGAGGAAAUCCCAGGACCGGUCAACGCAUUUUGGUGUGCUCCCCACCCCCGCCAGUUAAUUUGUAUGGGGUACAAUUAGAGAUGGAGAAGUCUGUCAGUUUCAGUUUCUCAGUUUUCUUUUCUUCGAUUCAGUUCUCCACAUUGCUGCAUUAGUUUGCUAUAUUUUUAAUGAGAAUUUCUUAGCAUUUCAGUGCACAUGUCUCCUAAUACACACAUGUUUAGAUAUAGUUUUGCUUUGAUAUAUGUAAUUAUGCAAGCAGUUUCUCCAGCACAUUUCUGUGCGUUGUUUCCUGCAAUAAAUGCAUUUUCUACAUACUUCCUCCUAAUGGACACAUUUCUGUAUAGGCUUUUCACUUCAAGAAUGGCAUCACUGAAUUUGGGGAAGUGCAAAUGUCAAAAGAGAGCCACAUUUCUGUUUACUUUACUGUUUUGGGAAGUGCAGAUUAGAUAGGCUCAUGUUACACUGCAGACCAGAUGGCGUUCCGCCCCUACUUUCCCUAUUCCUAGGUGAGAUCCCCUGGGAAGUUCCCGUCUCCUCCUUUCAACCACCUCCCAUUGAUUUCAGCAUGAGAUUCUGCCGAAGAUCUGUUCUGUCCAGAAAGCCGGCCAGUAAGUAUUUUUAUUGGGUCCAUGGCUCAGAGGAACUCAGGAAGCUGCUUUAUUCUGAGUCAGACCAUUUGGUCCAUCUAGCUCAGUCUUGUCUGCACGGGCCGACAGCAGCUCUCCAGAGUUUCCAGAUGGUGGAUAUUACCAGCCUCUCUGGAUUGAACCCGGGACCUUCUGUAUUCCAAGCGGAUGUGCUACCACUGAGCUGUGACCCUUCUCCUGUGGCUCAGAUCUAUCUGCCCUCCACUCCAGAAUUCUUAAGCAAUUCUACAGGGAUCAAAUGGUGUGUUAUUCUCCCUUCUCAUCCCAACAGUUUUUUUCUGGGCUGGAUGGGAGACGGAGGCUCUGCGGUUGGGGAAGACUGGUGUGGAGGGUGAAAAAUAUUCCAUGUGUGUCAGCCCAUAGUCUUUGCUAGCUUAGCAGGCUUUGUUGUCCAGGCCUUCAAUUUCGAGGUACAGUAGUACCUCGGGUUACAUACGCUUCAGGUUACAUACGCUUCAGGUUACAGACUCCACUAACCCAGAAAUAGUGCUUCAGGUUAAGAACUUUGCUUCAGGAUGAGAACAGAAAUUGUGCUUCAGCGGCGCGGCAGCAGCAGGAGGCCCCAUUAGCUAAAGUGGUGCUUCAGGUUAAGAACAGUUUCAGGUUAAGAACGGACCUCCAGAACGAAUUAAGUACUUAACCAGAGGUACCACCGUACUCAGGGCUCGGUCCCGCCACUCGACCCAAGGCAGGAGCCGGAUGUCUUCCUUCCCAAACAUGGCUGGUCUCUGUAAACUGAAUGUCACCUGAGAAGGGUUGUGCCGCCUGGAGCCAGUUGAUAUUCAUGCAACUUUUCUCUCUCUCUCCCACUCCUUUGAUUUUCUAACCAUAUUCCUAGUUCAGACUAGGAGAUGCUUGUGCUCUCGCUUUCUCUCCCCAUCUCCGUCUUCCUCUCCUUCCUGGCCUGGUGUGUUGUGCUGUUUUCAGCUGGCCUUGCGAGUGCUGGAAUUGUACGUGGGAAAAAGGCAGUCUGCAGUCUGGUGGAGCACCUCUGUGCACUGUGUUGGGUGCUUUGCAUGUGGAAGGUUUGAUACAUGGCACCUUCCAGUUAAAAGGGCCAGGUUGUAGGUGAUGAAGACCCUGGAGAGCUGCUGGCAGCCAGAAGGGGCUGUGCUGGGCUAGGGGGUUUGAUGUGGUGUGAAGGCAGCUUCAUAUCACAUAGAUUGUGCUAGACUAGUGCAACAAGCGAUGGGCCAGAAGACAGCGUUUGGGAAGAAAUGCAGGAAAUAGCACUGUGUAGGAUAGGAAUGGUUCGGAGGAGAAAAAUCUGCCGUGUCUAGACAUGCCUUGCCAUCUGGCUGUAUCUGCUGGAGAUCUGAACUUCUGGAACUGCUAGAUGAAUUGUUGAUGGUCCCCCAAAGCAGAGCCUGUUCUGUUCCUCACCCUCUUCCCACAUGGCUGGCUUCGUUCUCCUUUGCCAAGUUGAACUAGCUGUGUUCUAGGAUUUUGUACUUCCGCUUGGUAUCAUUUUUCAUUUUUUUAAGUUUUGUCUUUUGUUAUUGAUUCGUAUUUCAUGUCAUUUUAGCAGUUAUUCUGAGUCACCUGGGGAGCUCCUGCUUGGGCUGAAAGGCAGGACGGAAGUGUUUCUUUCUCCUCCUCUCGUUAACCUUCAGUUGGAAUUUGCACCACCCUGAAAGUCUCUUAUGGUUUAGGUGGGUUUUUUUUGUUGUUUGCUGUCAUUAACUCAAGAAGACAAACCUGUUUGGGUAGUGUGCAAAUCUUGCAGAAGGUCAAGAAUUUGGUUCCUGUUCUUCUGUGCCUUCUUAAAUAAAAUUCUGGACUGCAGUUCCAGAGCAGCGGUGGGGGAGAAGUUGGAUCUGAAUCUGCUGGUAGAUCUUGGGGUGGUUUGCAGUAGAUCACCAAUGAUUUCUACACAUUUUUCAUAGGUUUUCCCAUGUUUCCCGUCCACACUGGUGGCGGCACUUGCAAGAACGUUCCUGUGCUGUGUUCUCUGCUGCCUCCCUUCACUCACUGUCUUCCACUACCAUUUCCCAUUCUGGGAAUUUCUGUACCUGAGGAUGUGAACAUUAAAAUAAAUCAUUAUUAUGAUUUUUUACACCCAAAGUGCAAAAGAUCAGAGGUUAUCAGGCUUUAUUUAUCAAGCUCCCCAACAUGCAGAGUAGAGACUUAUCCCUUUUGGGCGGGGCUGGAGGUGGGGACAGCGUGCAUUUCUGUUUGGUGAGGGUUUUUGUUUUGUUUUAACGCCUGUGGAUACCGGUUCCUGGGGAGCACAAAUGGGGAGAGGGCUGCUAUUGUGCCCUGGUCCUGCUCACGGGUUUGCCCUCUGUGGGAAACAGGUCCUGACAGGCAGGGGCGAACGAAGGCUAGCCGACACCUGGGGCGGGGCAAACCAUCGGCUGCGCGCACAUGCGGCGUACAUAGCGGUUUGCCGCCAGCACCGCUCAAGCGCUGUAUGGACAGUGGCAGGAUCCUCUGCUCACGGCAGCAGCCGAUCCUCCACAUGUGGCUGCGGUGGCACGAUGGCUGCUCUCACCGCUGCGCCCGGGGGUGGUGGGGUGAGCACCCCGUGGGGUGCCUUUUUGUCACACACCCCGACAUGGCACCUGGGGCGCACCGGCCCCCCCUUGUGAUGCCAAUGCUGACAGAAUUAUGCCCUUGGACUAUUCCAUCAGGGCUCUCCUUAAGGUCCUAAUUGAAUUGCAUUUGCCCUUGUGUAUUUGAAUGACUCCUACAGAUACCUUACUAUAUUUUUAUGGCUGCUAUUUUAAAAUUGUUGUUACUUGCUAGAUAUGCUAUUUUAGUUUCUUUUUUAAAAAAAGCUUUUUUUGCUUCUUCUGUAAAUUAAUUUGGUCUGUGACAGUAAAAGCCUAUAUAUUUCCAAUAAAUACAUAAAUAAAUAGAACCUGGGACCACCUGCGUGGUCCUCCUAGGGCAUUCUGCCUAGUAACCAUUAGGAGCCUAAUCCUCCAUGAAUCUGCCUAAGUCCUCUUUUGAAGCCCUCCUUGCCAGAGUGAAUUCCAUAGCCAUAGAUGAUGAGGAUGAUUUUAUUAUUUGAAUCCCCACCCAUCUGACUGGGUUGUCUCAGCCACCUGGGUACCUUCAGGUGUCUUCUAAAAGUUGCACAGUUAUUUAUCUCCUUGACAUCUGUUGGGAAGGUGGGUGUGACUACCAAGAUGGCCCUCUGCCUGGUUCCCUAUAACCUCACUUCGCACAGGGGGGGAACCGCCAGAAGGCCCUUGGAGCUGGACCUCAGUGUCCAGGCAGAAUGAUGGGGGUGGAGAUGCUCCUUCAGGGCUACUGGGCCGAUGCCAUUUAAGGACUGUGCUCUGCCUUCACAGUUGAAGGCAGCAAUCCUUCUGAAUCCCAGUUGCCGGAGACCACAGGAGGGGAGAAAGUUCUCUUGUACUCAGAUCCUGCUUGCUGGUUUCCCACUGAGACAUCUGGUCAGCCACUGUGAGAACAGGAUGCUGGACUAGAUGGGCCAUUGGCCUGAUUCAGCAGGCUUUUCUUAUGUUCUUACAUUUAACCAUAGUCAUACCUUGGGUUACAGACGCUUCGGGUUGCGCGAUUUCGGGUUGCGCACUCCUCCGAACCCGUAAGUACCGGAACGGGUUACUUCCGGGUUUCGGCGCUUUGCACAUGCAUAGAAGCACUAAAUCACACUUUGCACAUGUGCAGAAGUGCCGAAUCGCAACCCGAGCAACUACUGUAUAGUUUAACCCUGUAUGAAACCCACAAGCAGGACCUGAGUGCGCAUCAGUCCCCACCAUAAUCUUGAAAUAUACAUUUGCGGUUUGGGGGAGGGGAAGCAAAAUAAUGGUCUUUCCCCCCCCGUUUGCCUUUUCCCCUCCCCUUCCCACGUGUGUGUGUGUUGUUGCUGUUCCUGCUGCUGUUGUUGUUUCUUUCCUUGAAAAGGAGCAGGGGUGCCAGUUCCAAGAGACAGAUCCCUUUAACGGUUGCGAGUCUGUAAAGUCUCUGUUUCGGCUGUGUUUUCUGAAAAGCCCAAACGCCCUCCACGGCGAUAAUAAUGGAGCCUGUCACGGCUCUGUCUCUCCGAGCUCCAGCUGGGGUGGUUAGGGCACAGAAUCCACAAUGGCCUCUGGCAGAGCUUUAAAAAUGAAAAGAACUACAGCUACAAAGGCCGCCGGGGCUCCCUUUUCCCCCCUGGCAGCCGGCGCUGGCUUCAUAUUUGCUUAACUUGUGGGCACCAAACGCCCAGAUGAGUAAGGGAAUACCAGUGGGUGGUGAAUGACUGCAUCUUGGAAAUAGUUCCAGGGGUGGCCAGCCCCAAGCUGUUUACUCUGUGCCUUCGCACUGGGCCUUUUCGCUCGGUGGCCGUGCAGGGCAGGGGAAGGGAGUGGAAGGUGCCACAGGCCAGAUUUUGGCCAGGGCUGGGAGUGGGUAUUAAUCUGGAGGGGGGGGGUGUGCCAGCAGUGGGGAAGCCUCCAGCCUGCCAAACUGUUCUAGGCAAACCUUGGGAGAUCCUCGUUGAUAUGUUUCAACACAGGAGGGUCUGUGCAGAGCUAGAGACAGUGUUAGAAACUAGCUAGGCGCCAGGCAUGUUUUGCAAGUUGGCACAGGUCCUGUUGUGACCACGUGGAGAUCUCUGGAAGCCAGGUUGGCACCUAGGGAAAGCAAAAUUUCACUUAGAGAAGGAUCUGAAAUAUUUCCUUUGAAAUAUUUGUUUUAUUCUGGAUGUUUUAUUUGUUGUUUUAAUGUGUUGUAAACUGCUUUGAGAUUUGCUCUUUAGAAUAUAAAGCAUUAUAGAAAUGAAAUGAAAAACAGCAACAACAAAUCCCUAGGUUUAAGGUGCCGUUUGGCAAUUAGAUUGUAUAUUUGAGUUUCUAACACUGGUUAGAGCAGGUUUCCUUUUUUAAGCAUGCAUUUUAUUGAUUCUCAGUGUACAGGAAAAUAAACAAACAGUACAAAACACGGAGUGCAGAUUAUCUUUCACAAAAUGCAGUUACAGUGCCACACAGAGUUACAUCUUAUCCAGGAAUCAGAUCUCUCCAUAAUGGUACAUGUGUCACAGGCAGUUCAGUUAAGGUGGCAAACUUAUUAACAUAAGCGAGAAACAUAAACCAGGUAUUCUCAAACUUGCCUUCUUAACCUGACCUCUAACCACCCUGCUAUGCUGAGCUAACCUCUCCGGUAACGCCAUUUCCCAGACUCUGGCGAAACGGUUUUGUAUCAUAAGCCCUAAUUGAGCUGCAAAUUCCACCCUAGCAGCCACCAAUAAAAACGUUGUCAAAUCCUUAAAAUAACCUCCAGAUUGAUUUCAUUUCCUAAUGCGAGGAGAGCCAGUAAGUCCCGAGUUGGUUUCUGGGGACUAAAGGAAUGUAGAAAGGGGGGGUUAUAUUGAGUCAGGUCAUGUGCUCCAUCUAACUUAGUAUUGCCCACACUGACUGGCAGUGGCUCUCUGGGUUUUCAGACAAGGACCUCUCCUAGCCUUACCUGCAGAUGCUGGGAAUGGAACAUAGCACCUUCUGCCCACAAAAACAGGUGCUCCAGCAGAGGGGGAGGAGUAAAUGAGGGUGUAGGGCAGGCACAGGGAACCUGUGGCCCUCCAGCGCACCCUUCUCCCUUGGCUGUGUGCUGUGGGGUGGCUUGACCCAAGCGCUCCUUGUAAGCUGGAGGCCACGAGGCUUCUGCUCACUGCCCAGCCGACUUGACGCUUGCUUGGAGUCUGCGUUCCAAAAGCAGCCUUGAUUCUCAAUCUUUAAGCGAAGGUGGGGCGAAAGAGAGGCAAGUUCGUAGCCCUUGUGGUUUUGUGAAGAUGUGUGAGCUACAGAGGAGACAAGGCCAUCCAUAACUUUGCUUCUCCUCUAAGGAAAAAGCAAAUUCUGAACACGGAAUUGGUAUCUACAGCCACAGCAGGCGCUAUAACUGUCCAGCGGUUUGACUUCACCCCUGAAGGCACACUCUUCCGUAUUGUCUCCCGAGACAGACAAAUGGCAACCAUCAGAAAAAAUGCAAACCAAUUUAUUAUGUAUUCUACCCUGAAAAUAGAGGGCACAGAAACAGAAGAAGAAGAGGAGGAGUUUGGAUUUGAUAUCCCGUUUUAUCACUACCCGAAGGAGUCUCAAAGCGGCUAACAAUCUCCUUUCCCUUCCUCCCCCACAACAAACACUCUGUGGGGUGAGUGGGGCUGAGAGACUUCAAAGAAGUGUGACUAGCCCAGGGUCACCCAGCAGCUGCAUGUGGAGGAGCAGGGAAGCGAACCCGGUUCACCAGAUUAUGAGUCUACCGCUCUUAACCACUACACCACACUGGGGCAGGGAGCGGCAGCAGAGGGUCUCUAGAAGCAGAGAAUCAUAGUCAUAGGGGGCUGAAGGAAGGUGAUGGGAGGAGGGGUGAAGAGGUGUGCAAGCCAGCAGAAGAAUUAAGCAAAAUGGGAAGCUGUGUAAAUGUGCUUCAUUUAUUCAGGAGACUGAAGCUGGGUUUGCAUCUACAGUCGUACCUUGGUUCUCAAAUGCCUUGGUACUCGAACGUUUUGGCUCCCGAACGCCGAAAACCCAGAAGUGCCGUAUUUUUCCGUGUAUAAGACGCCCCCAUGUAUAAGACGACCCCUAUUUUUUGAGCCCCAAAUUAAGAAAUAAAUGAAAUAAAACACACAUUCCGUGUAUCAGACGACCCCCAAUUUCAAACUUAAAAAUUUGGGGGGAAAUAUAGUCUUAUACAUGGGAAAAUACAGCAAGUGUUCUGGUUUUCGAAUGUUCUGUGGAACCCGAACGUCCAAUGCGACUUCUGUGGCUUCCGCUGCUUUCAGUUGAGUGCAGGAAGCUCCUGCAGCCAAUCAGAAGCUGCACCUUGGUUUUCGAACAUUUUCGGAAGUCAAACAGACUUCCGGAAUGGAUUACGUUCCAGAACCAAGGUAUGACUGUAUAUAAAUUAAAUCAGAAGGGAGGAAAUGGAAUUUAGCUGCAAGCUAAGCUGGAGAUGCUUCAAUGCUCCUGGGGAGGCCUGUACAACUUCUGAUUGGCCAGGACCAGCGGAUGUGCACUAUGGUCUAGCAGGGGCUCCCCAAACUAUUUGGGCUGGUGGAUUCGGGUUGUAUAGGCCUGACAAUGGGGUGUCUUGUGCUGAUAGCCAGUGUGGUAUAGUGUCAGGCUAGGACUUGGGAGACCAGGGUUCAAAUCCCCACUCAACCAUGAAGCUCACUGGGUGACCUUGGACCAGCCGCUGCCCCUCGGCCUAACCUCCUUCGCAGGAUUGUUUGUGGGGAUUAAAUGAGGAGAGGGAGAACCAUGUAUGCCACUCCGAGCUCUUGGGAGAAAAAGGAGGGAUAUAGAUGCAAAUAAUAGUAGGAGUAGUAGUAAUAAUAAUAAUAAUAAUAAUAAUAAUAAUAAUAAGGCAUGUGCACUGUCUUCCUAAUACUUGAAAGGACCAUUGCUCCAUCUACGCCGGACCCACUACAGUAUAUCCUGCAAACAGUAAUGGACACUAAUGGUAGGCAAGUCAGUGGGGAAAUUGAGGGAGAAUGUUUUGAGUAUCGGUGGUGAGCUGAGCAAUCCCCAAAAGUGGCAGGUAGAGAGCUCACACCUGGAGGGCAGAAUAUACGGCUGGAGGGGGAGGCUGUUGAUCCUCACCAUCUGAUUUCAGUGUCCCCCCAUUGGGGGGGGUGCUCUGUUUUAUGGACCCUGGGAUCCCAGGAUUAUGUCCUAAAUCUGCCAGCCCAAGCUUGUAGCUUUGCUGUUAUCUGUAGCUGUAGAGCAGGCUCCUUGCAAUCCCUUUAUUUAAUUUUAUUCUUCCUCCUUUUUUUGGUAAUGUUUGUUUUUUUCACUCUUUUAUCACUUGCAAAGGACUGAAUGUACCCGGGUUUGGCACAGAUAUCAUGCGCUUCCUGCAGACAAGGAAGGAAGCAGCUGUCUUCCUGGAUUUAGGGUCAUCCUCGUCGUCCUUUCACCCUGUUGAGCAGUCAGGGAGGCAGUGGGGGAUGCAGAAGGGGUGGGUGGGGGUGUGACCCAGAAGGGCAGGCUGGGAUGUGGAGAGGGGCAGAAGAAGACAAGAGCAGGAAGGUGCAAGCAGCGGGGGGAGUAGGGAAAUAAGACUCUUCUGCAUCAUUUUUCAACUGAGAGCACAUUUGCAAAGCUAAGCAGAGUCCGGUGUGGUUUCAAAUUGGAUGGGGGAACCACAUGUUGAGAUUCCUGCAUUGCAGGGGGUAGGACUAGAUGACGCUCUGGAUCCCUUCCACCUCUACAAUUCUGUGAUUCUAUGAAAAUCUCAGCAAACUUAUUACAAACAGAAAAAAACAGCAGCAGAUUAAAAAAUGCAUACCAACAAGCUAAUAAGCCAGCAGAGAGCUAUAAAGGUAAAGGGACCCCUGACCAUUAGGUUAAGUCGUGACCGACUCUGGGGUUGCGGUGCUCAUCUCGCUUUAUUGACCGAGGGAGCCAGCGUACAGCUUCCAGGUCGUGUGGCCAGCAGGACUAAGCCGCUUCUGGCGAACCAGAGCAGCGCACGGAAACGCCGUUUACCUUCCUGCCGGAGCGGUACCUAUUUAUCUACUUGCACUUUGACGUGCUUUCGAACUUCUAGGUUAGCAGGAGCUGGGAUAGAGCAACGGGAGUUUACCCCGUCACGGGGAUUCGAACCGCCGACCUUCUGAUCGGCAAGCCCUAGGCUCUAUGGUUUAACCCACAGCGCCAUCCACGUCCCUAGCAGAGAGCUAGAUUGGCUCUAAAGACCAUCCAAGAUAAAUGAGCAGCAGGAAGGUCAAAAGUCAGAAUCUUGCUGGAAGGGAAAAGUUUUCUAAGUGAUGGUGCAAGACCCAUAAAUAAAGAGAUGUUGCGACCUCAUGGGGCAGGGAGUUCCAUAGGCUGGAUGUCGCUACGAAUCAUUGCUUCACUUGCCUUUUCUAUAGUGGCCUUGCUUUUUAUAUGGGUAGCCCCAUUUCUGCACGGUAUGGACUCGACAUCUGCCAGGGAGGUCUAUAGCAGUGAGAGCGUAAUGUGGUUGUGCAUGUGUAGCCACUGUUCUGAGUACAGUACAACCACAUCUUUCGCACGGAUUUGGUUCCAAAGGCUCCACACUUAAGCGAAAAUGCGUACUCUAACCACCUCCAUGCGAGCAUCCCAGGCACUGGCUCUGGAAGACUAGGGAUGUUCACGCAAGAUUUCCCAGGAACUUGGACAGCUCCAUGAGAUCUCGCAAGAGCAUCCCAGGACCAGUGUGCCGACAAGGCCUUGCCCCCACAAGCAAGGAGAGCUUAAAAGCUCUUUCUGUGCCAGGAAAACCUGGAGCAAAAAGAGCUUUUAAGCUCUCUGCCUUGCUUGCAUUUAACUUGUGAAGUUUUAACCAGCCGGCCUUUAACUACAUAUGGAUGAAAUCACACAAGUUAACUGCACCUAAGAUGCACUUGUACUAUAGUUGUGGCUCGACUGCCAAAGAUUUAAGCAAUGAGGGGCCUGUGCGUGUCCUACAAUGUUUUCCUGCUACCUGGCUGCUCUUCUCUGCCUGCUUCAUCUUUCUAGGUAGCAAUUUCCCCAAAUGAUGCACAUCCUGACCCACAAGCCUCUUGGUUUAACACACUGAUGUACAUUCCUUUGCUUAAAUCUGCUGUCAUUCUGUUUUUUCCUAGGCCAGAAAUGUGCACAACGGAGAGUUGGCUGCAGUAAAAAUUAUCAAGUUAGAACCAGGUAAGCUCUUCCCUUCUUUUCUAUUCUUUUUUUUCAAAAAACAAACAAACCACACACCGUAUUUUUUGCUCUAUAAGAGGCACUUUUUCCCCUUCAAAAAUUAAGGGGAAAUGUGUGUGCGUCUUAUGGAGCGAGUGCAGGCUCCUUGGCUUCAGCGAUAGCAACGCAAAGCCUCCGAAGCGCAGAGGGAGCGCUCCCUCCGUGCUCUGGAGGCUUCGUGUUGCUUUCGCUGAAGCCGCCUGAAGCCCCCGGAGCGUAGUGGGAACUCCCGCUGCGCUCCGGGGGCUUCAGGCAGCUAUCCGCAAGCCUUCGGAGUGCAGCAGGAGUUCCCACUGCACUCCAAAGGCUUGCGGAUAGCCGCCUAAAGCCUGGAGAGCGAGAGGGGUCGGUGCACACCGAUCCCUCUUGCUCUCCAGGCUUUGCUUCGCUGGAGAGGCGCUGCAUAGUUUUCCCUCUCUGCGCAGCGCCCCUUCAGCAAAGCGGGAGGAGAAAUGGAAGGGGCUCCGUUUCUCCUGCCGCUUGGCUGAAGGGGCGCUGAGCAGAGAGGGGGAGAAUUCCCUCCUCCUGUUCUCCCCUUCCUAUGGUCCGGUGCAUCCUAUAGAGCGAAAAAUACGGUACUCAUUUUUCAUGGAUUUGUUUCCCUGACAGCCUGCCUAUCACACUCUUAGUUCCCAGUGCUCUGGGCAGCUUUCCCUUCCCCCCCAGUUUAUCCCCACAUCAGCCCUGUGAAGUAGGCUAGGACGGCAGGGGUUUGAACCUGCUUCUCCCUCAUCCAUCUCCACCGUUCCACAAUAGUGUGCCACACAAUGAGGCUGGUUGGACUGAGGGGUUUUGUCUUGACCAAGCCGGCUCAAGGGACUAUUGGCUCAGUAGGUAGCUGAACCUAAUUACAUGCUCAGGUAACAACAUACAUCUAUCAGUUUGUUUGCUCUACCAUCCUGGCUCUUUGUGGCUGUCAGAUUGGCUGAGUUCUCUCUGCUUGCCUCUCUGUCUCAGUCGCACAUCAAGACUUUGUAGUAGCAAUUCAUUCUAUUCCUAUGAAAAGAGGUAAGAAAGAUCAGGUGCUCAAAGAGGUAUUUUGACUCUUAAUUCACUGCACAGUCAACAACAUCUGCUUGUUUGGUGUUUAUUCUUUGCUAGGUAACAGUCGCAGCUUCAUUUGAGCAGGGACUCUCGUUCCUGGGGUGGUUGAAUCAAUGGAUAACAGUACUUCUGAGCAUGUGCAGGGUGUAUCUCCUUCCCCGUUGGGUAGCCCAAACCAGAUUACAUACUAGCUGUGGAUUGGAGGAUAAAAAUCAAGCCAGGGCAGAUACCAUUUUGGAAGUUAAACACCGGCAUCUAAAUGCCUGUGUACAAUGCAGAAUGCAAGAGCCAUUCCUUAAAUCUUGAGUUGCUUUGGCAUGCAUCGCCGGUGACUGGGUCUUGCUGUUGCAGGGAACUGUGCACUUUUCCUAUUAGGUCUCCUGGGAUCUUUGGUGAAAUGGCUGGGAGAUUCUGGUAUUUUAAGAUCAAAAGAGGUGCCUUAGAAUAAGUUCCAGCUAUUGGAUGGUGAGCACCCGCCCACCUUCGGUUGCUUGUUGUCCUCCAGUAUUUCCUAAUCGCUUAAGUGGAAGAAGCUCUGUGCGGCUCAUAGCCAUUGAUUUUGUCUAAUCGUAGUCAUCCGUCCCCAUUGCCAUCAAAUAUGUCUUUAUAUCACUUUGUGACAUAGAGGAGGCAGCUACAAACUGCAAAGAAGGACAAGCAGAACAGGAAAAUGGAUGAAAAAUAUUAAUACAAUGACAAAAUAAUUGUAAUAGUUUUUUGUGAUGGAUAAAGAUAUAACGCAAUAGGAAAGGUUUGAGUAAAAAUACUGUGAAGAUGAAGGUGGGAAGUCGACUUAUGAAACAAUGUACAGUGGUACCUCGGGUUAAGUACUUAAUUCGUUCCGGAGGUCCGUUCUUAACCUGAAACAGUUCUUAACCUGAAGCAGCACUUUAGCGAAUGGGGCCUCCUGCUGCCGCCGCACCGCUGGUGCACGAUUUCUGUUCUCAUCCUGAAGCAAAGUUCUUAACCCGAGGUAAUAUUUCUGGGUUAGCGGAGUCUGUAACCUGAAGCGUCUGUAACCUGAAGCGUAUGUAACCCGAGGUACCACUGUAUUUGAUGUGAAGGUUAUUGUGAAAACGUUUGGAAAAUAACAAUACAAUAAAAGAACAAUACAAUGAAAGAGAGAAAAGUAGGCUAUACAGCAAAGCUACAAAUACUUAGCAUUACAUACCUUUUGGAAGAAAGCACCUCAAAGCUAAAUUUGUAAAGUGUCAUACAAAUAUUAUACCAAGAAUCAUGGGUGAUCGCUGUCCUGAACUGUCUCCAAAAAUUCAGCUGUGAGAGUGGAGGUUGAGUGAGCCCUUCUGACCAGGUAACAAACACCAGGAGAGACCACCAGAUACCCUCAAACUUGUCAGUCUUAGGAAGACCUUUAUACCAGCAGUAAUCAUGAUUGAAAACAAAAACAAAUCCCAAAGCCAUGCGAGCCAAAGGCCAUUGGUGCAUCUUGCAGAAGUGAAUUCCAUAAGUUAAUUAUUCAUUGUGCAACAAGCAGUAUUAAGAAAUAAAAAUUCCCCCAUAAGACUAAUCAUGUCUUCAGGAAAAGGACAAUGUCGAGCCUCAGAGAGUUCAUGCAUCCGAUGAAACAAGUUCUUUCCACAAUAAACAGUUUAUAUACUGUGGCGAGGAUCUCUUUCAGCUCAUGUAAACAGGGCUGUGUUAGAUGCACCCUUUGUCUGCGAAGCAACUCCUUAGUUCUUUCUUUCUCAUUGAAAGGAUUUCCUCCUCCACCCUUUCAGCCAAAAGGGGUCUCAGAGCUACUUGUGGCCAGCAGUAGCUUCAUUGAUCUAGGUUGGAGGUGGACCCCCAAGAAUCGCCUCCACUGCAGAUCUCAGUUUGCAGGCAGGCUGGUUAUGGGUGCAGGCAACCCAUCCAGUAUCUUGCAUUCCAAACUUUUUAAGGAUUUGAAGCUUAAAUCCAGCACUUUGAAUUGGGCUCAGAGAUGCGUUGGCAGCCACUGAAGCUGGUGUAAAAGUAUUGCCAAGACGGACUGCCUCGGUAGCAAAUUAUUAUUAUUAUUAUUAUUAUUAUUAUUAUUAUUAUUAUUAUUAUUAUUUAUUUGUACCCCACCCAUCUGGCUGGGUUUCCCCAGCCACUCUGGGCGGCUUCCACAAAGACCAACAAUACACUAAUAUGUCAUACAUUAAAAACUUCCCUGAACAGGGCUGCCUUAAGAUGUCUUCUGAAUGUCAGAUAGUUGUUUAUCUCUUUGACAUCUGAUGGGAGUGCAUUCCACAGAGCGGGAGCCACUACUGAGAAGGCCCUCUGCCUGGUUCCCUGUAGCUUUGCUUCUCGCAAUGAGGGAACCGCCAGAAGGCCCUCGGCGCUGGACCUCAGUGUCCGGGCAGAACGAUGGGGGUGGAGACGCUCCUUCAGGUAUACUGGGCCGCAAGGCCGUUUAGGGCUUUAAAGGUCAGCACCAACACUUUGAAUUGUGCUCGGAAACAUACUGGGAGCCAAUGUAGGUCUUUCAAGACCGGUGUUAUGUGGUCUCGGCGGCCGCCCCCAGUCACCAGUCUAGCUGCCGCAUUCUGGAUUAGUUGUAGUUUCCGGGUCACCUUCAAAGGUAGCCACAUGUAGAGCACAUUGCAGUAGUCCAAGCGGGAGAUAACUAGAGCAUGCACCACUCUGGCGAGACAGUCCGCGGGCAGGUAGGGUCUCAGCCUGCGUACCAGGUGGAAUUGCUAGACAGCUGCCCUGGAUACAGAAUUGACCUGCACCUCCCUGGACAGCUGUGAGUCCAAAAUGACUCCCAGGCUGCGCACCUGGUCCUUCAGGGGCACAGUUGCCCCAUUCAGGACCAAGGAGUCCUCCACACCAGCCCGCUCCCUGUCCCCCAAAUACAGUACUUCUGUCUUGUCAGGAUUCAACCUCAAUCCAUUAGCUGCCAUCCAUCCUCCAACCGCCUCCAGGCACUCACACAGGACCUUCACCGCCUUCACCACCAGAUGUGGGGAACUUUGGCCCUUCAGAUGUUCCUGAACCACAGCUCCCAUCAGCCUCAGCAAUCGUGGCCAAGGACAAUAGGAAAUGUAGUCUCAGACCACUGGUUGGGCCCCAUGACCAGGUCACAGCCUGUUCUAAGGUGAAUUGCACUAGCCAGCAUGCAAAGAUAUGGUUAAAAAAAUGAAGAAAUGGGUCCCAAAAUGCAUGUUUGGGUUAAAGAUGGGCCUGAAAAAAAACUGAAGGCCAGUGCCUUAGGCAACACCCCUGCAAGGGGAAGGUCACAAGUCUGUUUGGGCAUUAAGCGUUAAGCAAAUAAUAAUUAUAUGCCAUAAAUAGUGCUGGGCUUGUCAGUCUUCUGGGCAGCUUGCCUUCCGUUAAUGGCCUUCUCCUUUUGACAAGAUGCCCACAGGGUUCACCUGGACACCAUUUGGGAAUGUCUGCCGUCUUGUGGCUCUGCCCUCUAAGCCGUUGUGAGUGGGGCACAGUCACCAGGUGCUGGGACGGUUCCUCAGGCAACCAGCGCAAGCCAGCUGCCACACAUGGGGAGGAAGGAGAGGAGCUUUUGCUCUGUUUGUGGAGCUUCAGCGGUGCCGUCCUGCUCUCGGAGCUGCGGUAGGCCGGAGAAGGAUCUGCCCCACACCUGUGCAGGUGAAGGCAGGGGACCCUAAACGGGCUUGGCUCAGUAUACCUGAAGGAGCGUCUCCACCCCCAUCGUUCUGCCCAGACACUGAGGUCCAGCGCCGAGGGCCUUCUGGCGGUUCCCUCGCUGCGAGAAGCCUAGUUAUGGGGAACCAGGCAGAGGGCCUUCUCGGUGGUGGCGCCCGCCUUGUGGAAUGCCCUCCCACCAGAUGUCAAAGAGAAGAACAACUACCAGACUUUUAGGGGACAUUUGAAGGAAGUUUUUAAUGUUUAACAGACCACUGUAUUUUAAUACUUUGUUGGAAGCUGCCCAGGGUGGCUGGGGAGACCCAGCCAGAUGGGCGGGGUAUAAAUAAUAAAUUGUUGUUGUUGUUGUUGUUGUUAUUCCUGCGGCUAUCAUUUGUUUUCACUGUUUUUAGUACUGAACUUUAAAUAGUUGUAGCCUGGGGCCUGCUGGUGAAGGAUAGAUAAUAAAUUUCGUCGUCAUCAUAAUUGUCACCAUCACAGUUUGUCCUGAGCCCACCAGCCUUCCUGCCCCCCCCUCAAAUAUAAUGUUCCGUUGACCUCUGAGCCAGAAACAUCUCCUCCACGCCACCCAUUGAAUUUCUUUCCUCCGUCUUAGACAUUCCCAAGGUCCUCGCCAGAUUCCAGGAGAAUAAAACUGGUUUUACAGCUGGGAUGUUUUGUGAAGUUUCCGUGAUUACGGGACAAAAUAAAAGCGAGGUCUGUCAGAGAGGCACGUUGUCUUGUCUGCCUCCUCGCAAUCCUUCUGCCUGCUGCUGCUGCUAAGCUGACUUUUCUGUCUGGUAUUUGAGGUUUUGCGUUCAGCUUUUGAGCCACCGCUGCUAUUUACAAGUUUCCAGGCCUGCCUUGGAGCCAGGGGUUGCUCUCUUGGUGCCGGGGCUGAGCUGAAGGGCCUGUUUCUCUGCUGCAGGGUUCAGCUGUGGUGACUGUGUGAGAAAGAGAAGCCCUUGCAGCCAGACAGCCUCAUUUAUCUGCACAAGCCAGCAACUGCUGCUGCUUUGCUCACUCUCUUGCAUGUGGGAUUCAGAACUUCCGUUUUCGGGGUUUGUGGCUUCCAAGCAGACCCGAAGACCUCGUAUUUAAAUAAAGAAACGUGCAGCGUUUUAACUCGAGCAGAGCUGACGCGGUUGGAUCCUCCUCCUGCUUAUUAUUUGCACAACGCCAUCGAUGUUCCGGUGUUCCUUGCAGAGUUUCAUAGGGACAUAUAAAUGAGUCUCUGCCCCCAAGGAGCUUGCAAGGUGAAAUAGGCAAUGAGAAGGAGAGGCAAACAAAGAGGCACACUGCUCUCGAAGGAACUUUGUUCACUGUAAAAUCUCCCAUCGGGUGGGAAAUGGAGGAAAUGCUUUUGAAACCUGGAGGCAUUGCAAAGCCUUACGUAGCAUGCAACCGUGAGCAUUUAGAGGUUCGCACAUUGAUCCAGGUCCUCUGAAAUGAACCAUGUAGCAUUGGGGCAGAUAGGCGGAGCUACGAAAUGGGAAGACUCUGGUUCGAAUCUUGCCUCUGCCACCAGAUAAUAUUUGGAAAGCAAACCCCCCACCUUCAGUCCUGCACCUCCAACGUAGGAAUACUAAUAUUGUCCUUGCUUACUAGGUGGUUGCAAGUAUUGUAAGCUCUGUUCUGUCUGUGGAAUGCGCUGGACACUCUGGAGAUCUGAAGGUUUGGAGUCAGACCACUGGGGAACCGCCGGGGUUCCUGAACUACAGCUCCCAGCAGCCAUAACAGAGGGUCAAAGCUUUGCCACCCCUGCUUCAGCCCCACAUUGUCUGAUGGGGUUUGUAGUUCAAAGCAUUUGGAGGGUGCCAGUUGGUGAAGGUGGCUCUGAAGCCUUGGGCAGAGAGAGAUUUCGCAUCGCCCUGCCUACCUGGGUGCCUACCUUAAGAGGAGGUGCUAAGGGCUGUAUUUUGGAGUUUAUGCCUACAAAGGAGGAGCUUUUCACUUAACGGCAUCCCCUUUACUAAGAAUGCAACUAACGCUUCCAUUUUUACUUUGUAAGAAAGCAAAUAUGUCAGUUCUAUAGUUCCUGUUUGGGGUAUGUGGCUGACACAUUUGGCAGCGCUUUGAAUCCUUUUUACAUGUGUCCUGAAUUAUCUAGGUGUUGGCUUGUGCUCAGUUAAUAAAGAGUUGGGCAGAAAAGCAGCCUUCUUUCUCCUCCCCCAGUUAAGCUGUGGAUGUUGAAUUCGAAUGUUACCAGCUGUUAACGCUGAUUCUGAAAUUAGACUAAUGGGAAUCUUUGCACUGUGCCAUGUAACUGGAGCUAUGUGCGUUCACUGUGCAUAUGCCCAUCCUGUCCUGAGAAUCUCUGCUUUUAUUUUAUUUUAAUUUAAAAAAACAACAACCAGAAUGAAUUGUAAAAAUAGGAUAGCUGUGUGUCACUAGCUUUUUGGCAUGAAGCUAGCCCUCAACAUUUUAAAAAACACAACGCUCUCGGAUUAUCUGGAAGCAGAACCAAAAACACGAAGGCAUGAAGCUAGCCUUCAGCCCUUCAAAAACCACGAAAGAAGAAUUUGGAAACAUAGAGGCAAGAAAUGCGAAGCUCCAGCUCAUUCCCAUUUUUCAGGGUUUGGCUGAGCUUGUUGUAUUUGAGGGCAAAAGGCUUUUGAAUGGGGCCAUUGUGCACAGGAAAGCCAUUUGUGUGUGUUCUGACAGGGGCUCCUCAUCUGCUUUCCUAAAAAUGACGUACAGAUGUUGUUUGUGUUCAAAACAUACAGAUCAGCGGUGGCCCUCGCUGAGUCCCUCCCCUGAUCAAGGACGAGGAUGUCAGGAGGUCGUGAUCUGCGUGACUUUUGACUUGUUCGGGGGCUUUCCCCAUAUCUUCUCCUCAUCUGCCUGGGGAGGGUGGGGGGAAGCUGAAGGCCACAGCAAGACUGCGGUCAGGACCCAGUCAGGCAAGACACUGGAUGCUGUGCCCUGGUAGGGGAUCAAAAGCUGUUUUCAAUUUCCCCUCUCCAUGCUUGUUGACGGUUGCUCUUGUCUUGGUCUCUUGCUUUGGACGGCGUUUAUAAUGGGUGAGAAGCUGGAGACCAGCUUCCUGUUGUUUGCUGGAUUGGUGCUGCUGAGUAAAGCCAAGUGGGUAGAAGGGCCCAAUUCUUGGGGGCGGAGGAAUUGUGGGAUGGGCAUGAGUGAGAAGAAUGCUGCUAUUAUUAUUAUUAUUAUUAUUAUUAUUAUUAUUAUUGGAUGGGCAUGAGUGAGAAGAAUGCUGCUAUUAUUAUUAUUAUCAUCAUCAUCAUCAUCAUCAUCAUCAUUACUAUUUGUAUCACAACCAUCUGACUGAGUUGCCCCAGCCACCCUGGGCAGCUUCCAGCAGAAUAUACAAAAACAAAACUUCCCUGUACAGGGCUGCUUUCAGAUGGGAGGGCGUUUCAUGGGGAGGGUGCCACCACCGAGAAGGCCCUCUACUUGGUUCCCUGUAACCUCACUUCUUGCAGCGAGGGAAAUGUCAGAAGGCCCUCGGAGCUGGACCUCAGUGUCCGGGCCGAACGAUGGGGGUGGAGAUGCUCCUUCAGGUAUCCUGGGCCGAGGCUUUAAAGGUCAGCACCAGCAGUUUGAAUUGUGCUUGGAAACAUCCAGGGAGCCAAUGAAGAUCCUUUAGGACUGGUGUUAUAUGGUUCUGGCGGCCACUCCCAGUCCAGCAGUGACAUUCUGGAUUAGUUGUCGUUUCCGAGUCACCUUCAAAGGUAGCGCCACAUAAAGUGCAUUGCAGUAGUCCAAGCGGGAGAAGACCGCCCUGUACCCCCCUGGCGAGACAGGGCACAGGCAGGUAGGGUCUCAGAUGGAAGUGGUUAUGUCGGUGUGAGAAGGCCCCUCCUCUUGGUGGGUGCCAGAGCCCUGUUGAAGGUGGAGAGCCAGAGGUCUCAUGUUGUGCUGAGCUGGAGCAUGGGCGAAGCACAUCCAAUCACUUCAAGGCUUAGCACAGGCAUAGGCAAACUCGGCCCUCCAGAUGUUUUGAGACUACAACUCCCAUCAUCCCUAGCUAACAGGACCAGUGGUCAGGGAUGAUGGGAGUUAUAGUCCCAAAACAUCUGGAGGGCUGAGUUUGCCUAUGCCUGGCUUAGCAAGUUGCAAGGGACCAUCUCCUGAGUUCUUCGUCUCUCCCUGAGGACGUGCAUGCUUUUUCUGCCGGCCAAUUUGAAGCUUGGAACGGCUCCUUGCAUAACUGGGCUAUUCCCUUGUAAAAUAGCAGGCAGAGCUGUCGCCCUCAGGCGUCCUAAGAGGCUCCCAGCCCAUCUUGCGGGGCCUGAGCACAUACUUUCCAGAGUCACUGUGGCGCUUGAGCCCCCGAGGCUGCCAGCCCAGCCCUCUGAGGAGCAGUUUUGUCUUCAGCCAGAGAAAGUAAUAAAACGUGGAAAACCAGUAGAGUGGAAUUCGUUUAAGGGGGGAGAAGUAGCGGUGGAGGGGGAGAUUUUUUUAGCAUCCGUCGAGCAGUUGUAGCAUUCUGCAUUGUAUUGUUUUGUUAAUAAUCACAAACAUGUUCUGGGAUAUAUUUGUCAGGCUUGAGUCUUUUGCUGCUUUGGUUGCCUGACCAGUCUGCUUUUCAACCCCUACCCUGCGGCCAGUUGAUGAGUAGACCUUGAGCUACGAUGACAAAUGCUGGGUUCAAAGCGAGUGCUGUGGUUGGUGCCGCCUCUGGUCACUCCUGUGCCUCCGAUAAGAUUUGCAGUCCCAUUGACAGAGCGAGAAAAUGCACUCGCACACAUUUCCCUGGGUAAAAGUCAGAUCCUGGGGGAAUUAAUCCUUGAAAAGCAUAGAGAGCUGAAAGAGGAAGUGGGAAACAGCAACUCUCUUCCAACUUCCCAUGUCACGUCUGUGUACAAUUCAAGGGAGAAAAAGAUAACUACCCUCACCACCGCAUGAUGAAGAGGUCAGUGAGUAGGAAGAGAGCUCAACUCCCACCCAGCUGCUCUCCCGUGAUAACACAGAAUCAUAGAAUCAUGGAAUUGUAGAGUUGGAAGGGACCCUAAGGGUCAUCUAGUCCAACCCCCUGCAAUGUAGGAAUCUCAGCACAUGGUCCCCCAUCCUUAUGGAAACCAUACCAGACCCUGCUUGCCUUUACAAAUGUGCUGGCAGUUUUAUUGCUGCACCACUAGGAUGAACGCAUUAACUGCAGGUGUAAGAGAGCUUGCACACUACCAGUGUUUUAUGAACUGUGAUGUUUAGGGUUAUAUUUUUUCUGAAGUGUUUUGUUGAUUGAUCAAAGCAGUCACUCAAAAUUAGAUUAAUUGGUUGAUAGCACUGCUUGUGGAAUUUGAAUUGGAAUCCAUGAAUUCUGCUGCAAAUCAACCUUCUGGAUCUGCGCCUUUUGGGUCGCGGUGUGAAUCAGAACAUAACUGUCCUUCAGAUUUUGCCCCUCUCCAAAUUAUGCAGUAUAGCCCUUGGCUUUAAAAAAUGCACCGAAAUGCAUAUUAUAGGAUCAAAAAAAGACAUAUGGGUGCAUUGAGGUCAGAUACACAGCUAAUUAUGUAUUUUUGACGAAAUAUGAAUUCUCAUGAGGUUUUAACAAAAAAAGGUAGAUUAAUGCAGAGUGGGAUUAUUAUUAUUAUUAUUGGCAUGUAUUUAUGAGUGAAUACAUGCAAAACUGACACAGAGUGGAAAUAGACUGAUCCAUCCUACCUAGAAAGAUGCCUCCAGUUAUUUAAUCCAGUAGAUUAAAAAAAUUAAAAGCAUUCAGUUUUUAAUAUAAGCUCUUAUGAACCUGCAGGUGUCAAGCGCCAUCAUGGAAGGAGUAUUCCCUCCUACCAGAGAGAGAGAGAGAGAGAGAGAAGGGGGGUUGUCUCUUCUUUGAUGUUAGCUGCUCCUACACACCUUGCAGGACAUCAUCUAAACCAGCCCUCCCAUCUAUUUUGGACUGCAACUUCCACUAGCCCCAGCCAGCAAAUAUGCCUUUCCCACCUUUGGCGUUGUUGGGUUUAUUUCCCCCUCAUAUGUUAAUAUGUGCAGAUUUAAUUAAGAUUCAUACAGUCAUUCAGCCAGGCUUCCUUUAACCAGGCAACAGCCCUGGUUAAAGUGAAUAACAAAUCUGCUUUGCGUUUUCCCCAGGGGAUGACUUUUCGUUGAUACAGCAAGAGAUCUACAUGGUUAAGGAAUGCAAGCAUCCUAACAUCGUAGCUUACUUUGGGAGCUAUCUCAGGUAAGGCCUCCUGCAUUCUGCUUUGUAGAAACGAUUUGCUGUGACAACUUCCUGCAGGGACCUAAGGUUUUUCUGCACAAGCCCCAGGGAAGGUGGCGUUCCCCGCUGGUUUUUGAGCUUGCUAUCUGCUGCAAGAUACGGUGGUCCUACAAUGUCAAAGUUGAUGAAACUUUGAUGCUGGGGCUACAUAGAGCUGCUUUUUAAAGCUCUGGUGGGACGGAAGGGAAGUAGUUCUUCUCACCAAACCUGAAGCACCAUAUUUUCCAGUCUGCUGUAAUUCUGCAUUCUGUUGGACAUGAAUCUCUUGGGACAUCCCUUAUUCCUCAACGGAUUUGAUCCAUUUUCCUGCGCUUGCAUGUUCUGAUAUUCAGAAGUGUCCGUGCAGUUUGCUGCAUGCCCCUCCCCCCCCAAGAAAUCAAGGGUUGUGUUUUAUGUGAUACUUAAAAAUCUGCAAAGGGGUCGGGACUUGACGCUGCUGUGGGUCUUGAACCUUUGAUGGAUAACUCUGUAAAAAAUGGACCUCCGACCUCAGUUCCUGUCUGUGUAAUGGGAAUAAUGGUGACAAGGUGGCACCUAAUCACUACAAAGCGCCUGUCUGAGAUGGGUAAGAAUUAUUAACUACCCUGAGCCUCAGGGACAGGAUGGGCUAUGAAUAGCAAUGCAAUACAAAUAAAUGUUUUCUGAUUCGUUAUCAGCAUCAGGCAUUAUUUCUGAUAAUUUCUUCUUAAUUUCAUAGCCGUGAGAAGCUGUGGAUUUGUAUGGAGUACUGCGGAGGAGGAUCCCUUCAAGAUAUUUAUCAUGGUAAUUGACAACCUUAUUAUUUUAUACCAUGCCCUUCCUUCAAGGGGUUGGGGUGGGAUGCGCAACUCUUUUCUUCUCUUUAAUUUGGGGCACAAAUUACUGUAAAGUGCUGCAGUCCAAAACCUGCUGCAACAAAUGAGAAAGCCCUGCUAACUUCCAUACUUUAGCCAUGCGCCGCAUGACGAAGGACAUCCUUUUAUCAGCCCCACACGGGUCAAGAGCAUGCCACCGCAUCAUGCUUCAUCACUUUAUGUUUGAUUUUCCUUUCAGUGACGGGGCCGCUGUCGGAGUUUCAGAUUGCGUUUGUUUGCAGAGAGACGUUGAAGGUAAGGCACUGCUGGGCAGGUCCUGGGCGACUUUUGGCGUAAGAAGAACAAAGCUGUUUCAGUAGAACUGCGGUUCAAAGUACAUGCAGGGGAGCGGGAGAAGAUCGCCAAUAAUAAUCUUAGCUAAUAAACUGCUCAGUUGUUGUUUUUUAGUCAUUUAGUCGUGUCUGACUCUUCGUGACCCCAUGGAGCAGAGCACGCCAGGCACUCCUGUCUUCCACUGCCUCCCACAGUUUGGUCAGACUCAUGCUGGUAGCUUCGAGAACACUGUCCAACCAUCUCGUCCUCUGUCAUCCCCUUCUCCUUGUGCCCUCCAUCUUUCCCCACAUCAGGGUCUUCUCCAGGGAGUCUUCUCUUCUCAUGAGGUGGCCAAAGUCUUGGAGCCUCAGCUUCAGGAUCUGUCCUUCCAGUGAGCACUCAGGGCUGAUUUCCUUCAGAAUGGAUAGGUUUGAUCUUCUUUAAGUCCAUGGGACUCUCCAGAGUCUCCUCCAGCACCAUAAUUCAAAAGCAUCAAUUCUUUGGCAGUCAGCCUUCUUUAUGGUCCAGCUCUCACUUCCAUACAUCACUACUGGGAAAACCAUAGCUUUAACUAUACGGACCUUUGUUGGCAAGGUGAUGUCUCUGCUUUUUAAGAAGCAGUCUAGGUUUAUCAUCACUUUUCUCCCAAGAAGCAGGCGUCUUUUAAUUUUGUGGCUGCUGUCACCAUCUGCAGUGAUCAUGGAGCCCAAGAAAGUAAAAUCUCUAACCGCCUCCAUUUCUUCCCCUUCUAUUUGCCAGGAGAUGAUGGAACCAGUGGCCAUGAUCUUAGUUUUUUUGAUGUUGAGCUUCAGACCAUAUUUUGCUCUUUCCUCUUUCACCCUCAUUAAGAGGUUAUUUAAUUCCUCCUCACUGCUCAGGACAAAUUGUUAAACACCGUAGUCUGGCUUUGGGAUUUUUAGUUCACUGCUUCAUAUUUCAGCUGGCACUGUGGUCUAAACCACUGAGUCUCUUGGGGUCUCUUGGGCCGCGACAGGGUGAGCUCCUGUUGCUCUGUCCCAGCUCCUGCCAACCUAGCAGUUCGAAAGCACACCAGUGCAAGUAGAUAAAUAGGUACCGCUGCGGCAGGAAGAUAAACAGCAUUUCUGUGUGCUCUGGUUUCUGUCAUGGUGUUCCGUUGCACCAGAAGUGGUUUAGUCCUACUGGCCACAUGACCCGGAAAGCUGUCUGUGGACAAACGCCGGCUCCCUCGGCCUGAAAUCGAGAUGAGCGCCACAACCCCAUAGUCGCCUUUGGCUGGACUUAACCGUCCAAGGGUCCUUUACCUUUACAUUUUUACCUAUAUAGUGGAGAUGGUUGCAUAUACAUAGAAUUAAUAGAGGUUUCCUGUGUUCAAAGCACUUCAGGUGCUUUCUCUCAGGAAUCUGCACAGCUAUCUAAUAAGGUAGGUGAUCAUUUCUUAUUCCCACCUUGCAAGUGGAAGAGGGUACCCAAAGGCAGCUCACACAUGGGACUCCAGCUCCAACUCCCAUCAUCCCUAGCUAGCGGGGAAACAGCUGGGGACCCAAGUUUGAGAAAUGCCCUAAGGUCACCAAGGAAGUGGCCCAUCUGCAAUUUGAAGUGGAGACUUGGCAGGUCACCUGCUUUGCCACAAUGCAGCCCCAUCUGUCCACAGGAAGGGCUGCCCAUUCUCUCUGUUAGCCAUGUUAUGGGGAUGGUCUUUUAUCCCACCCAAGCUGACAUUCUGUGGGUGUAAAAGGUUGAUCUUUGAAUAUGCACUCAAUUAGAGUCUUAAUUCAGCACUAAAAGAAGCCCUUCUAAGAUGCCGUUUAAGGCUCUGUUCAGAACAGUUUCCAAAGAGAGCGUGAUAGCUCAGUACUGAGACACCUGUACUAAAAAUACCUUCACCCAGAAGCAAACGUUUUUGAUAUCACACUCCUGGACCUCCUCUUCACAACUCUGUUUUAUUCUCUGUGGAUGAGGCAGAGGACCAGCACAUGAGAGCUGCUUUGCUGAACCACAUUGGGGAACAGGGGAACAGGGACCCCCCCAAAUCAUGAAUCACAGUGUCUCCUCCCAGCUCUAGUGAUUUAGAGGAGCAAGGUCAUGGACUGUAGAGUUGGAAGGGACCCUGAGGUUCAUCUUAUCCAGGGUUGUCCAACCAGUAGAUCACCUGGGUGAUCGUGGUCGUUAUGGUGCAAACAAAAUCCCUGUAUCCCGUCUCCAGCGCUGUCUCCCUCCCUCUUGCCAACCCCCCCCCCAAAAGCUCAACAACUAUGGCCAACCCCCCGAAAACGCACACUCCUCCCUCCCUCCAAUGAUGGUGGGUAGAUCACUGACAGUUACUUUAUACUUGGAGUAGAUCGCAGUCUCUUGGGAGUUGGACGUUCUUGAUCUAAUCUAACCCCUUGCAGUGCAGCAAUCUUUCACGCAACGUGGGACUCGAACGCACAACCCUGAGAUUAAAGAGUCUCGUCCUCUACCAACUGAGCUAUCCUUCAGACAAUAAUAACACAAAUAAAGCAUAGUAAUGUGUUUGCAUAAGGAUUCAUUUAAAAACAUUUUGCAUGCAUUAUCUCAGCAGUUCUUUUAAAGUUAGUGGGGCAGGUGAGUGGGGCUCAGGCAGCAGCCCGUCGUCUCGUGGGGGAAUUGGUCCUGGUUACUCUGGCCUUUGAUUUCUUAGGCCGUCUUGGAGUUCCAUCCUCAUCUUUGCCGCUGUUUUCUUUUUAGGGGCUCGAUUAUUUGCACAAGAAAGGCAAAAUGCAUCGGGAUAUUAAGGUAGGUGAUUCCUGAAUGGAGCUCUUUCUCCGUUAAAGAAGGGGGGGGGGUGUUGGUGAGUGACCGUAAACUCAAGGUUUUAUUUUUAUUUUUCAGGGUGCAAAUAUUCUGCUGACAGACCAUGGGGACAUCAAGCUGGGUAAGUUUGCUUGCUCUCCUUGACUUCCGAGAGAGAGUAAAGACAUGUAUAACAUUUGCAGAGCAGCGGAGACCGUCUCGGAGGCAUCUUUGCUUCAGGCAGUGCAAAUGUACCUUCUCUUCUUGAGGUCAUGCUCUGCAUGUCACAGAAGCCAGAUGUGGGUGGGACUAAUUGGCUAGCUCCUGUGCCAUCUCCAACCCCUAAAGCAAUUGUGCAGUUUUUUAAAAUUCCCUUUUAAUUCAACCUCCAGUUUCACCCACUCAUCUGCCCCUUCCAGUUUGGGUGGGAGCUUGGGAGGCCCCUGUGGCUGGCACUAAUGCAAAUUUGGCACACAUGCCUCUCUUCACCCUCCCCAACCCCUCCCAAGAGGGCCUACUUAGACCCUUUCCCUUGGCCUGCGUGAAAUGGAAAGCCAGCUUCUAGAAAACAUCUUCCACUCUUUCUCCCGCAGCUGACUUUGGCGUCGCAGCGAAAAUAACGGCCACCAUCGCAAAGAGGAAGUCGUUUAUCGGCACUCCUUACUGGUAAUAAAUUCCUUGGGAUUAUUCAAACAAGGGCCUGGGAUGCUGAGCCAGGGUUUCUGGACUGCGCUAAGAGGAGUUGAGGAUGCAGUGAGUUGGCAGAAACAGACUCAAAGCUAUUGAGCUCUUUUCUGACUUCGUUGGCUGGGCAUCCCUCUGAGAAUCACCUCUUCCGCUGCUGCUGAAUACCUUCUGCUGAUUCACUUUAAGGCAGACGUGGGGACCAAAUGCAGCCCUCUAGUCCUCUGUUAAGCCCUUGAGACCCUUCCUAGUGCCUUUGCCAAGCUGGAAUCAGUCUUUGAACUAUGGGAAUGAUGCUUGCUUGACAGGAUGGAGGUGUGUGUGCUUGUGUUUGUGUAGCAUGGUUGGAGUGUGACCUUAACAGUUGCAACCGUUGCUCUGUCUACUCUUGCAUCUGGCCCCAUUCACAACUGGCAUGUGACACCCCCCCCAAAAAAAAGUUGUACAUGAGGGAAUGCGACCCUGAAAAAGGUGUCCCACCUCUGCUUUAACAGCCCAUACAAGGUGUCUACACAGGUGAGACAGAAGCACACAUAUCUCAGCUGCAACAACUUUUAGAAACUGGAAGGUAAAUAUAUAUACACACCUUGGGUUCCUGAUUUACAUCCUACACUGUUCACAGGAAUAGGCAGCUUUUGUCAGCCAAGGAAGCAACCUUCGGAUGAACAUGGAAGUAGCACAGAUGAGCAACUUGUGAAAUGCAGGUUGUUAUGUUCAGCUCACUCUUUUUUUAAAAAAAGAAUUAUAAAUAUCCUGCCUUUACUUUGUUCGUUCUGCAAAAGUCCUUAUGGUGGCAGAAGCAAGGCUGAAUUUGCAAGUGCGCCCUCAGUAAAAUAAAAAACAAUCUGAUCUUGCAGUCGGUUGUGCACAAAUUGAGGAUGGGUGCACCAGGUUUUUCAGCUGGGCUAAUUAAUGGUCAAGUCUUCCUUGAAGGAAUUGUUCCGAGAAGUGGCUCAGCAUUCUCAGAACUGCAGUCCCCAAAAUUCCUUAAGGGAGGCACCAACAGCUCAAUCAGUAUAGCUUAAUGCUGCUGGCUUACCAAAAGCUCCACAAACCCGGUGGGGUAUGUGGGAUCCCCUUCCUGCUCCACCGUAGGACUCCUUGAGGUCCACCAGCUGGAGUCAAGCGCAAAGGAGUGACUUACAAAGAAGGUCAGACAUACACUGAGAAUUAAGGAAGGGGUGGGAGUUGCUUAUUAUUAUCAUUGUCAUUAUUUUAUUUUAUUUAUACUCUGCCUAUCUGGCUGGGUUGCCCCAGCCACUUUGAGCGGCUGUUGUUAAACAAUUCGGAGACAAAGAACGCCGGGUGAUUUAUUGCAAAAGAGAUCCACAAAGCACGCCCUGUCUGCCUUCUGCCCGCACCGCAGUCAGCCUCCUCCUUUUGCUGUCUCUCCAAAGUCUGCAGGACCAGGCGGCAUGUCUGGCACCUGGUAGACAGCAGCAUGUUUCUGUCAGGCUCCAAUUCUCCAGUCUUUUUUGUCUAGCCCUUAGGACUCUCCCCAGGCCUUCCUCCUCAGGCUACCCUGUUCUUUCCAGGGUAUGUGUCUUCAUUGCUUCUCCUUAAAAAGGUAAAGGGACCUCUGACCAUUAGGUCCAGUCGUGACCGACUCUGGGGUUGCAGCGCUCAUCUCACUUUAUUGGCCGAGGGAGCCGGUGUCCAGCUUCCGGGUCAUGUGGCCAGCAUGACUAAGUCGCUUCUGGCGAACCAGAGCAGCUCACGGAAACAUUGUUUACCUUCCUGCCGGAGCAGUACCUAUUUAUCUACUUGCACUGGCGUGCUUUCGAACUGCUAGGUUGGCAGGAGUUGGGACUGAGCAACGGGAGCUCACCCCGUUGCAGGGAUUUGAACUGCCAACCUUCUGAUCGGCAAGUCCUAGGCUCUGUGGUUUAACCCACAGCGCCACCCGUGUCCCUUGCUUCCCCUUAAGGGACUGCAAUAAUACCUCUUGCUUGCUUGGGGGGGAGGAUGUGUGUGAGAGUAUGUGUUUCUGUAGAAACCUCUGACUUCUGCAUAACUGGGAAUGCCAACUUCUGUGCAAACGAAAGGGCUGCAUCCUGCAGCCCACGUGCUUUACAAACACAAAUACCUUUAUUGGCAUUAUGAAUUAAAAAAUUUCAAAACACUAGGAUAAAUUUAAAAGGGACAGGGGUGAGGCUGUUGAGGAUCACAAGGUACUCGAUUGUUCUGCUUCACCCUGUCUAUGCCCUAGAGAGGGAUGAUUAAUUAAGAACCCUUUCGGGUAAGAUGCUUUAUGCCUCUGGCUCUGCAUGCAGCCUCCAGAAGGUUGUUCACGAGAAGAUGUGGCCCUGGGGCUGCGAAAGGUUCCCCACUCCCGGGCUGCAAGCCCAGGAGGGGCAUUUGGGUUCAUUCAAAAGCACCAAGGGGAGGUGGGGUAAGUCUUGGCUCUUCCUGCCGCCUGACAGCGUUUUUGUUCCCCCCACGAAGGAUGGCUCCGGAAGUUGCAGCUGUAGAAAAGAACGGCGGCUACAACCAGCUGUGCGACAUCUGGGCGGUGGGCAUCACGGCCAUCGAGCUUGGAGAGCUGCAGCCGCCCAUGUUUGAUCUUCAUCCGAUGAGGUCUGUGGACAGGAAGGGCUCCUCUCCUCGCACUCUCUCUGGCCCUGAAGUAGACGAGUGUUAAAAAGAACUCAAGUAUCUGAGAGCUGGAAGGGACCGUAAAGGUCAUUUGUUCCAACCCCCUUGCCAAGGCAGGGAACUCAACACUCCAGUAUCCUUGGGGUGUGGUCCUCCCUCCUGCCCCUGCUACAGAACCUUUGGCUGGAGAAAGAGGAGAACCUUCCCCCUAGAAUAAUAUUAGCGCUCUGUAAUUUGCUUUUACUGACCUAUGGUCUUCCCCCAUCCAAAAAAAAAACCCUAGUUCUUUAAUUGACAGUUAACACAGUUGGUGUUAUUUUUAGAUUUUCUAUGUUGGUAUUUUUUAAUUGGUAUGGAAAUGUGCAAGCAUCAUCAAAAGAGGAAACAGAUUCAUAGCACUUCAGUCUUUUGCAAAUGCAACAUUUAUAAUAUCGACAUUUUUAGAUGGUUGCUGAUACCUUGUUUGCACGAUACUGUGAGCUUCCUUGAGUGGACUGUGCCCCGAAAGGCAGCUCACAAAUAAAUGAAUAAAGCCUGACCUGCCUGACUGUUCCACCAUCAAUUCAGUGUGUGCAAUCAGGAAGUUCUUCCUAAUCUUUAGGGGUGUUGUGAACUGCAAAUCCCAUCAUCCCCAGCCAGCAGAGCCAAUGGUCAGGAAAGAUGGGAAUUGUAGUACAAACCAUCUGGCAGGCGCCACUUGGUCUACUCCGGUCAAAAACCCCUUUCUUCCCUUACAAAUCCUUUCCUUCAGGUAGGUAGCCGUGUUGGUCUGACACAGUCUAGAUAGAUAGAUAGAUAGAUAGAUAGAUAGUCCAGUUGCACCUUAGAGACCAACUAAGUUUGUUCUGGGUAUAAGCUUUUGUGUGCAUGCAUGGUAUCUGAAGACGUGUGCAUGCACACGAAAGCUUAUACCCAGAACAAACUUAGUUGCUCUCUAAGGUGCUACUGGACAAUUUUUUAAUUUUUUAAUUUAUUUCGAAUCCUUUCCUUGUACAGCUGUGUUCUACACUUCUGACGGGGUGGUUUCCUUGUAUUUCAGGGCCUUGUUCCUAAUGUCCAAAAGCAACUUUCAGCCUCCAAAGCUAAAGGAAAAAACAAAAUGGUAAGUCUGGGAGUGCCUUUUUCAUUUAUUUUUUCCCCAGUGGUCUUGCCCUUGAUGGUUUGUGUCUUGUUCCUUUCCAUACCAAUAGGGGUGCCCUUUGGCUGGUGAUGGUGACCCCUGAAGGUGGCUGAAAGAGAUGCUUAGAAUAUUCCAUCGCAUAACCCCCCCCCCCAAAAAAAAUGUGGGCUUAAGGGAUGGGUGUGGGGAGCAGAAAGAGUUUGACCUGCUGAUAUUGACUGGCAACCCCUCAAAUUGCCCCUCCCUCCACUCUAGUCAUGGGGCAGUACAAUCCUUUGAUGGUUGCCUUUCUUUUUAACUGGGACAUGGGUGGCGCUGUGGGUUAAACCGCAGAGCCUAGGACUUGCCGAUCAGAAGGUCGGCGGUUCAAAUCCCCGCGACGGGGUGAGCUCCCAUUGCUCGGUCCCUGCUCCUGCCAACCUAGCAGUUCAAAAGCACGUCAAAGUGCAAGUAGAUAAAUAGAUACCACUCCGGUGGGAAGGCAAACGGCAUUUCCGUGCACUGCUGUGGUUCGCCAGAAGCGGCUUAGUCAUGCUGGCCACAUGACCCGGAAGCUGUACGCCGGCUCCCUCGGCCAGUAAAGCGAGAUGAGUGCCACAACCCCAGAGUCGGCCACGACUGGACCUAAUGGUCAGGGGUCCCUUUACCUUUACUUUCUUUUAAACCAAAAGGCUCCUCACUGGAUCAUUUUGGACACUCCCCUGCUGCAAUUCUUUUAGGGUACAUGCAAAAGUCGCUGGGCACACCCACCUUUGCUUUGUGCCUGACCAGGCAGAGGGAUAGGCAAGAGUGGAAGUAUUCUCAGUUGACCGUGCCCCGUCCUCCAGCGUAUGGCUGGAGGUAUGAUUAAGGGGUGAGGGAAAGGAUUUUAGGCCAGAAGUUUCUGCUUUCUUGCAGGCCUGCCUCUGCUCAGUCUCCGUUUUUAAGAAGUGGUAUUUCUCUAGAACAAGGACAAAAGCAAUUUCUGAAGUUAGGUUACCUUUUGCUCUGGGAGGUUGGUCCGCCCGACAUUUCAUUUGCCUCCCCCUUAUGUCAGUUGCGGUGUCGUCAUACUGUGUUGCCUCCCCUCGUUGCCUGCGUGUCUUUUUCUGCAGUUCAGUUGUGAUCUCCAUGUUAGCCAUAUUUUCCAGCACCCAGACAGUCAAACCACAUUCUUUUGCUACAGAUGUUUUUGCCGUUUGCACAAGAGUUGCACUGGCCUUCUGUUCUUCCCUUCCCCUUUUUGGCAAAAAAAUGUAGUUAAAAAAAACACCCCAGACAGUUGGGGGGUGGGGGGAACGAACUUGAACUUUUUUCUUAAUUCUGCAGCACUACAGGGGCCAAUGCAGCUGGAAGGGGAAUGCAUAAGACUUAAGAAGAUCUCUGAGGUUGAGUCCGACCAAAGGCCCAUGCAAUCAUAGAAUCAUCUAGUCCAACCCCAUUCAAUCCAGAAAUCACAGCUCAAGAAUCCCUGCAUCUAGUCUCUGCUUUAAAAACCUCCAAGGAAGGAGAGUCGUCCCCCCCACUCCCAAAGGAGUCCAUUCCACUAUCAAACAGCUCUUGCCGUCAGAAAGUUCUUCCUAAUGUUUAGUUGGAAUCUCUUUUCUUGUAAUUUGAAUCCAUUGGUUCGUGUCUUGCCCUCUGGAGCAGGAGAAAACAAGCAUGCUCCAUCUUCCCUUUGACAGCAGUUUGGAUAGCUCAACAUUUGCAAUGUUGAAUUCCGUCCUCUAUUUCAGAUAGAGAUGAUAUACCGUAUUUUUUGCUCUAUAGGACGCACUUUUCCCCCUCCAAAAAUGAAGGGGAAAUGUGUGUGCGUCCUAUGGAGCGAAUGCAGGCUUUCGCUGAAGCCUGGAGAGCGAAAGGGGUCAGUGCGCACCGACCCCUCUUGCUCUCCAGGCUUCAGGCAGCUAUCCGCAAGCUUUCGGAGUGCGGUGGGAGUUCCGACCGGGCUCCGAAGGCUUGCGGAUAGCAGCCUGAAGCCUGAAGCCCGGAGAGCGCAGCGCUGCGCUCCCCGGGCUUCAGCCAGCUACCCGCAAGCCUUCUGAGCGCGGCAGGAACUCCCGCCGGGCUCCGAAGGCUUGCGGAUAGCAGCCUGUUCUGGGGGCUGGGGUCGGGGGAAGCUCGUGCUUCCCCCGUCCCCAGCCCUGCAAGCUCUGGGAGCGGCGGAGAGGUUGUGCGCAAUCUUGCCACCCCUCCUGGACCUGUUCUGGGGGCUGGGAGGGGAAAUUUUAAAAAAAAUCUUCAUUUCCCCCCUAAAACCUAGGCGCGCCCUAUGGUCCGGUGCGCCCUAUGGAGUGAAAAAUACGGUAAUUCCUAUCUUUUGCACUUGCCCCCAAAUGAUCAGUCAACCUCUAAUAACUGGAAUUAAAAAGAGUACAGCUAUGAGUUAUCCAUGGACCUUUUCCCGAUUCCUCUUAAGCUACGUAAAGGAGAUAAUACUUCCAGAUAAUGGUUGAAACAGUACCUUCAAAGGCAGCCCCGUGUAGAGCGCACCACUCUGGCGAGACAGUCCACAGGCAGGGAGGGUCUCAUCCUGCGUACCAGAUGGAGCAAUGCAGGAAUGGUCUGUGGAUGAAGGGCAGCAUACAAAUUCAAUAAAUAAUAAUAAUAAUUCAGAAAUUGGGAUUCUUCAUACAUUAUACCGGCCUUUCUGAGCCUGAUGCCUUCCAGAUGUUCUGAACUACAAGCCCCAGCUAGCAUUGCCAGUUUGUCAAGGAUGAUGGGGGUUGUAGUCUAGAGCAUCUGGAAGACGCCAGGUUCGGGAAGGCUGCAUUUAUAGGGAAUGCUGAGGUACUAGAUGCAGUGCAGCCACUGCUGCUAUUUACGUUGAACUUUGCCUAAGAAUGCUUAGUUUAUUUUAUUGUUGACUUUCCUUUGCAUAUAUGUUUAUUUGUGUCAUUUAUAUUUUGUAUUUUUAUUAUAUUCAUUUUCUUAUUGUGCAAUGGUUGCCCAUUAUAUAAAAAAACUUUGAUAAUACAGAAUCUGAACGUCUUUUAAUCGCCAUGCAGACCCAUCACAUACGAUAAAAGCUGCGUUUUUUCUCUCUCUCUCUCUCUCUCUUUCUCUUUUAGGUCACCGACAUUUCACAGUUUUGUGAAAGUAGCACUUACAAAAAACCCAAAGAAGAGGCCCGCGGCAGAUAAACUUCUUACUGUAAGCCUGUUUUCUUUCUUUUUUGAAAGAUGAGAGUAAAAUCUCAUCCCCACUAGUGGAAUAAAUGUUCUGGCUUUCAGGGUACACUCCAAAGGCCUUGCAUACUUCUUUUUUAAAUGCUGUAAUGCGUGAUGAAUAUCGGAAACUUUCCAGGCAUGUAAAAAGCCUCUUGUUUUUACAAAAAAAAACAAAACCUCUGUGUUAAGAUUGUGCUGAGAUAAUUCCCUCCGCUACUAGAUGAAUCACGUUUUUUAAGUGUCUUAAAGACUUUAAGCAAACAGACAGACAGACACUAAAAAUCCCCAAAUUGACCCCUAGUGCAGAGGCUGUCAGAAAAGUGAAGAACUGGGAGAUUUUGCCUUGUUUGGAUGGAAGGCUAAACCAUGUUGCAUGUCCUGGACCAGCACUUCUUAAACUUCUGUUGCGCUGCAGGCUGCUGUUCCGGUUGGCAUGUGUUUUGGGGACAUUUUCUUGCCUUACAAUUGCCGCACGGAGACAGUGCUUGAAAGCCUUUUGAUAUAAAGCUCAGCCUCCUGUGCUUGGUCUGUGCUGCGCUCACAAUCCAUGCAGGGGAGAAGCUGCAGAGGCAACCUCAGAUUUCCACGCACAUGAAAAGAGAAACCUUUCUUUGGGGCCUGACUCUGCAGCAAGUCUUGCAGUGCUGAGGAAGCCAGCUGCCUUUUCAUUUAAGUUGUAAUAUGCAAACUUCAGCUUGCCUUAGAAAUCUUGAAGAAGCCACAUGUGAUUGCUCCAUUUAUUUAGUCAUUUAUUUAUUUUUAAUUAAAUUAGUUGCUUUCUCUUGGUCAAGGCAACUCUGAGCAACUUACAAACAAACAAAAAGCCCAAAUAGAAACAUUAAAACAAAGGUGUAAAAUACACUAAAAACAUAAUAAUUUUAUUAUUAAAACUAAAGAGGAGCCACUUCAUUGAUAAUAAUAGUAAUAAUAAUAAUAAUAAUAAUAAUAAUAAUAAUAAUAAUAUUUUAUUUGUAUUCCGCCCUCCCCAGCCAAAGCCGGGCUCAGAGCAACUGACAAGUAAAAAUAGCACAGUGUACAUAAAAUCACACAGUCAAUUAAUUAAAAUACAUUCUAAAAUCUUUCUAAGAAAGGGCAGCCAGGGAUGUCUAUAAAACAUAGUAAAAAGCUUAACCACAGUCAUGAAAUCAGCAUGUACCUCACACUUCUGGGAUAUUCUCUCAAAGAAUAACUAGGCAUAAUGUUUAUUAUUAUUAUUAUUAUACAUUUAUAUACUGCCUUUUCUUCUAAGGAGCUCAAGGUGGUGUGUGUGGUUCUCUUCCUCCCCAUUUCAUCCUCACAACCCUGUGAGGCAGGUUAGGCUGAGAGAUGGCAACUGGCUCAAGGUCACCCAGUGAGCUGAGUGGCGAGACUCGAACCCUGGUCUCCCAGAUCAGAGCCCAUCACUCUAACCCCUACACCCCACUGGCUCUCCUAAACACCCGAGGCGCAGCCUGGGGAAAGUUCCUGUUCGCAUGGGCAGCUAGCAGACGAAGGAUGAUAGCUUUGUGGUAGGGCUUUGGUUUCUGCGCAGAAAGUCCCUGGUUCUCUUCCCCAGCUUCUCCAGGGAGCUGAAGAGCCUCUGCUAGCCGGUGCAGACCAACGCUUGCCAAACUGGUGCCCACCGCAGCUGUGCUGGUGGGUCUUGAUGGGAGCCAUGGUCUAUCUGGAGGGCACCUGGUUAGCAAAGGCUGGCAUGGACAAGCAAGUCCUGAACUCGCCCUCUCAUUCUUUCCAUGUAUGUAUAUUUUUAGCAUACCUUCGUUGGGCAGCCUGGUCUCUCUCGGUCGCUGGCCGUCGAACUGUUGGACAAAGUGAACAAUCCCGACAACCCCCCUCAUUACGCCGAGGCAGAUGAUGACGAUUUUGAGGUGAGCGAGUCCCUCCUCUGGGCAGUUCCCUUGCCUUUAGGCUUCGUUCUCCCUUGGAACUGGUGAGCCGGGGAGUCCUGUGUAGGUCUUCAUUGUGGGGAGCUUACACGAGGGAAUGCUCCCUCCGUGGGGAAAAAACCAUAGAAUAGAAUCAUAGAAUCAUAGAAUCCUAGAGUUGGAAGAGACCACAAGGGCCAUCGAGUCCAACCCCCUGCCAAGCAGGAAACACCAUCAGAGCACUCCUGACAUAUGGUUGGCCAGCCUCUGCUUAAAGACUUCCAAAGAAGGAGACUCCACCACACUCCUUGGCAGCAAAUUCCACUGUCGAACAGCUCUCACUGUCAGGAAGUUCUUCCUAAUGUUUAGGUGGAAUUUUCUUUCUUGUAGUUUGGAUCCAUUGCUCCGUGUCUGCUUCUCUGGAGCAGCAGAAAACAACCUUUCUCCCUCCUCGAAGGAUGUCACAUAGAGGAGGGAGAAAGGUUGUUUUCUGCUGCUCCAGAGAAGCGGACACGGAGCAAAAACCCUUUUGCAACUAUGAACAUGCAGCCAUACGGUUAUGUGGGGCACCCCAUUUCCCUUUGGUGGGCAAUGAAACCUUGCAUGUGUCACUACCUCUAAUGUCUCCCUUUCUGAUUCCUGCAGCCACACCCAGUUAUUCGCCACACCAUACGCUCUACCAACCGGAACGUCAGAGCAGAGAGGACGGCGUCUGAAAUCAAUUGUGAGCUUCUCUAUUUUAUUUUAUUAUUUUAUUUUAUUUAUUUAUUAGCAAAAACAUACAUCUAUACAUACACUGAAUAAGACAUAACGGGGGUGCGGGGAGGAACACACACAAAAACAAAGGACAAAACAAAAAACAUUCCUUAAAAAUCAAUAGAAACUAAUCUUGCAGUAUUUGUUCUUAGACUGAUUUUGGUCUUUACUUAUGAAUUCUAAUAUUUGAAAAUCUAAGAUUUAUUUACUAAUAUAUUUAUAUCAUGCGAAAACAAAAAUUAAGAAAAAAUAAAGAAAGAAAGAACAACUAAAUCGACGUAACAGCUUUAACAAUAAAAAUACCUAUGUAUUGAUAAGUAUUACCUUUUCAUUUUGUUAUAUUAUUGACUUCCUUCUACCUCGUUACGGUUUCUGUUUGACCAUUCCUGUUUUUACCCUGUAUUUAAUUGUUUCAUCUUCAUUUUGGAGUGAAGAGAAAAUAUUUUACUUCACUUCUCCUCUAUUUUAAAGCUAAACGCUUGCCCCCUAAUUUAGCACCAGCCUAAGUGUUCAUUAUUACUCCAGGGGGUGUGCGUGUGAUGAUGAUGAUAAGGACGAUUUACUAGUCUCAAUAAUCCAUCUGUUGCCAAAAAGGUCUCCAAGAGACUUAGAUUUAAAAACUGCCUAUCACCUUCUAUGCAAAUAGUAGUCUGGGAUAAGAACUUGCAUCUUUCGGUUAUAUUGUCUGAACACCAGCUGCAAGGUUUGAGUGGGAUAGUUGAUUCUUUAUCUGUAUGAAAUAAUUUGUAAGUGUGUGUGUAGCUAUAGACAUAGAUUCAUUCAUAUGUUUUUUAAAUUGUAUUUUAAUCAACUUGUUUUUCUUAUUGGUUGUUAGCUGCCCUGAGCCCGGUCUUGGCUGGGGAGGGCAGGGUAUAAAUAAAAUUUAUUAUUAUUAUAUAAAAUUUAACCAACACCAACAAUUCUUUUAUACAGUGGACGCUUGGGUUGCAAACGUGAUCCGUGCGGGAUGCACAUUCGCAACCCUCGUCUGCACACACGCGGGUUGCGAUUCAGCGCUUCUGUGCAUGUGCGACCGCCGAAACCCGGAAGUAACCCAUUCCGGUACUUCCAGGUUUUGGGGGUCCGCAACCCAAAAAAACGCAACCUGAAGCAGCUGUAACCCGAGGUAUGACUGUAUAUGAAUGCACACACAAGCACACAGCUUUAGGAAGCUUUGGCAGCACAGUAAUAGCAGAACAAUACCAGCUCUGUCCAUCAAAGGCCUGGCAGGAAAGGUAAAUCUUCCCCUGGUGUGAAAAGGAUGCCAGCGAAGCCACCAGGUGGUCCUCACUGGAGGAGAGCAUUCCACAGACGGGGAUCCAGAAAUGGAAAGGAUGGAGCAAAGUUCUCUGGCCCAAGAGAACCUUCUAGGCAGGCUGCUCCCUGGGUUGCUCAUGAAGUAGUAGCUGUGUGCAAAAAAAUGCCAGCUCUGCCUCCUGACCUGUGUGCUGCUCUCCUCAAAAUCCCUCGACAACGUGUGGUUGAUCCGUAUUAUCGCCUCACCUUAAAAUGGAUUGAUAGGUUGAUUAAAAAAUAAAUUUAUAUGCUGCUAAAUCAUAAAAAUAUAUCAAAGGGCAUUACAACAUUAAAAAGAUAAAAAGCAUAAAAAAGUGUAAAAAAACAAACCCAAAUCAAUGCAAAAACAAUUUAAUAGCAAGAAAAGAAAAGAAAAAACUUUCAGACGGCAGGAGAUUCCUUCCCCUCUGCUUUUGGGCCAGGUGCCCACAAUCUCAAUUGUUUUAUUUUAGUCUCCAAAAGAAAUUGGUCGAGGAUCUUACCAUGGUUAAAAUCCUCUUUACGUUCCUUCUUCGCCUUCUUGCCUAACUUCUCUUAAAAGCAUGCCGUUCCAGAGGAAAGAGUUGGUAGUUGAUAUUCCUUCAAGCAGACACACUCCUUGCUAGUUUCAUUUUUGCAGGGGGGUAGUUCUUGGAAUCGCAGCCCCUCAUAAAGGGUGGCGUUUCAGAAGAGAGUGUUUCAAACCGAAAACAAACCCCUCUACCUUUUCAGGCAUGUUAAGAGGAAGUAUUGUUUAAUUGUCCGAUAAUAAAACUUUUUAAUAGGCUCUUCUAAGCCACUUUGAGUCCCUGUCAGGGAAGAAGGUGGGGUAUAAUUAAAUAUAUCAUCACCAUCUAAGUGGCUUAUAUUAAUAACUUUGAACAUUUUUGCUAUGCCAUGGGACAUUGCAGUUGGAAAAAAAGCCUUGUAAAAGUUUUGUUUAUAAAGUUGUAAAUGCCUCAUGUCUUUCAGUUGACAAGCUGCAGUUUGAACCGCCUCUUCGGAAAGAAACAGAAGCGCGAGAUGAAGUGGUACGGAUUUGUUUUAUUUUUAUUUUUUAUUUAGUGUUUAUAUAUACCACUUCAUAUCUCUAUAGAAAUCUCUAGAUGAAUUCACCACAUGCUACAUGCACACACACGUCCCCCAGGGGUUUGCAGAACGCAGAUUGGGAUCUACUGGUAGAUCCCUGGGUGAUCUGCAGUAGAUUGGAAAGGGUUUCUGACUCCCAGUUUUAAGAAGAGCAAGAGCAAAGGAGCUUUUCCCACCUGUGCUAAGCUGAUGAAAUGAAAAAGUUGACCAGGAAGAACUGGGAGCUCACUUCAGUUUCGGUACUGCUCAGAAUGAACUCAGAGGCACUCUUGUUCUUUAAUUCUAGUUGUAUGUCGUUUGUACUUGGCUCUGAUUGGCAGAUUUUGGGAUUCUAGUUAAAAAACAACAACAAAUGUAGAUCCAGCCAGUCUGAAGUCUGCCCACCCCAAUGUAUCGUGUUGAACAGUCUUGGCAGAUCUCAGAAUAAAUUAAUGCCGGUUUGUCCAAAGUGCCAUGUGAAGUGGAGGUUCUUGCUUACCUCCCAUGGUUGUGUCUGCGCUCCAGUUGAAGCAGGUGGGCGUCCUGCACUUCAAAAGGUUGAUAACAUCCUCCAUUUCCAUCACCACCCCUACCACCUACCAGAAGCAUCCAGUCUUCUCCCUCCACAUUGGGCUGGACACCCGCACAGGUCUUCUCUAUCACCUCCUGCGCUGGAGCUCAUUUGUUGUUGUUUAGUCAUUUAGUCGUGUCCGACUCUUUGUGACCCCCUGGACCAGAGCACGCCAGGCACUCCUGACUUCCACUGCCUCCCGCAGUUUGGUCAAACUCAUGCUGGUAGCUUCGAGAACACUGUCCAACCAUCUCGUCCUCCGUCGUCCCCUUCUCCUUGUGCCCUCCAUCUUUCCCAACACCAGGGUCUUUUCCAGGGAGUCUCCUCUUCUCAUGAGGUGGCCAAAGUAUUGGAGCCUCAGCUUCACGAUCUGUCCUUCCAGUGAGCACUCAGGGCUGAUUUCCUGAAGAAUGGAGAGGUUUGAUCUUCUUGCAGUCCAUGGGACUCUCAAGAGUCUCCUCCAGCACCAGAAUUCAAAAGCAUCAAUUCUUUGGCGAUCAGCCUUCUUUAUGGUCCAGCUCUCACUUCCAUACAUCACUCCUGGGAAAACCAUAGCUUUAACUAUACAGCAAAGUGAUGUCUCUACUUUUUAAGAUGCUGUCUAGGUUUGUCAUUAUUUUUCUCCCAAGAAGCAGGCGUCUUUUAAUUUUGUGACUGCUGUCACCAUCUGCAGUGAUCUGAUACUGGCUUUCAAAGGCCACAUGCAUAUUUCAGUGUAAAUAAGUAUAAAAAUAAUGAAGACUUUAGGGCUCCUAGUUCAAGGUGACGCCAGUGAUAGCCUCAAGCCCACCUGUGGCCUUUGGCUAUGCGGCGGUUGAGGCCUGGCGUUGGGCUGGUCCCCAGUCUGUGCCACGCCUUUCCUCGCGUACAUUUCCCAGACCAGAAGCAGAACGGAGCAGAUCCAGAAAACGCUGCACCUGAAGCAGAGCCAGGGAAUAGGGCCUGAAUGCGGAUUGUAUUAUAGUGGGGUGCCCUCAUUAGAUGUUAGCUGGAGACAUUUCUCAACUGAAUGUUCUCCCCUCUGCAGGUGGUGGCAUCUGGCGCACACUUCGCUUCACACUGGAAUCCUUUUGUUGAUGGCGGAAGCUGCGCCAAGUAAGUAUGCCUGGCUUCAUUGUGAAUAAAUGAUCAACACUCUGCAUUUCAAGGUUACCACCCACUUGGGAGGAAAAAGGGGGGUGGGGGCUGGAUGAACUGGGCAUGUCAGGCUUUUGAGUGAGUUCUGCAGGACAGACAGGGCCUUUAAAAAAAAUAAAAAUAAAAAAUACGUUUUUACUGUGGGAUUUUCCUUAAGUAACAAAAGUACCUUUCGUAUCUCUGUUUUUAAACCGUAGAAUCCUUCAUACAAAUCCAUUGCAGUCAGUUUGAGACAUUUUUGUUGCAGGUAAUGUGGGGGUGAGGGGGAAAGAGAGGAGAGAGAAUAAAGAGUGUAUGGAUGGACUUUGUCAGCAUCACGUGGAUAGGUGUCCUAUUUUUGCUGGUGGAGCAAGAGGUCAGCGGGACCCCGGUGUGGUUGGUUGCAGUUGAUUGAUUGCAGUGUGUUGUGUGUUUUUUUUGGGGGGGGGUUGCUGGAAUAGGUUAGCCAUAUUGAUUUGUAUGUUGUUGGGGGGAUCAGUCAUUGUCUUGUUGGGCUGUGUAUGUGAUAAAGGGGAGCCACAUGGGGGUGAAGGCAUCCUCCUUUGUCCCUGUGAUAGUUUCACUCAAUCAGUUAGUUAGUUAGUGAGUCAGGGCAGUUUCCUGUAGAGUUUGGUACCAGUGGUCCAUAUCUGGUUAUGACGCUCCUAGCUGCUCAGAGUAAGUGACAUUCAUUCUUUGUCAGAUAGAAACUUUAUUCGCGUUAGCCAAUGGCCAUAGCAACAAUAAAACAUUACAAUAUACACAGAAGAAAGGAAAUUUAGUAUAAAAGCACAGUUUAGGGUCCUGAAUCAGCAGUCAGAUUGUGGCCCUUAUUCUGAUUGCCCCUGCUAAGAACCUAGCAACCUUUGCUGUUAUCUGCUCUGUUUGGUCUGACAGGAGAAAGGACACUGUGGCAGUGGUUGUGUGUCCUGGGAUGGGGUGAGGAUCUCGUUCCUCAGGUCUUUGUAGAGAGUGCAAGACAGGAGGACGCGAGCCACUGUUUCGGUGCACCCGUCUCCACAGGGGCAAAGAUGUUUCUCAUGUGGGAUCUUUUGGAAUUGGCCCUCAAGUACCGCAGAUGGCAAAACGUUCAGUCUUGCGAGUGUGAAAGCACGUCUGUAUUUUGGGAUAGCUAAUUUGUGCAGGUAUGGAGCCAGAGAAUCAAAAUGGGAAGACUGAAACUGAUCAUACCGUGGGCAGAAUUUCCUUAUAGCGGCCAGGUUGUUCUGAUGCUCGAUACCUUUUAGACAUUGACAAAUUAGACUGUUUGCUUUGGUUAGGCCCAUAGUUAGGCCCUUUGUCAAGUGAGUGUGCAUUCUUGGGCAGAUGUGGCCCUUGUGGGCCUGCCGAGAUGCAGGUGGAGGGCUUUGCUCUCGCUGGACUCGGUUGGCAGCAUGACAUGGCGACCCUCUGCCAUUUUCUUGCCUCUCCUGUCACACUUAGGAUGUGAGUGUGAACGCACAUGAGUCUCACUGCACCCUGACCAUCAUGCUGCUCCAGACCAGCUUUGUGGUGUGGUCAGAUUUCUGAGAGCUUCACUCAAGCCGUAUCUUGGUGUGUGGAGAAGGGGUAGGGGAAUCGCCCAUGCUGCAGCUUAGAUGUGGCUGCACCCCACAAAUGACCUAAUCUGGGGUCUGUGUGAUUUCUGAUGGGUGGGACAACAGGGGGAAGGAACGUUUGAAAUAAGUAACUCCCAUUGCCUCAGGGUAAUGAGCUGGUAGUCUUUGGGCGCUGUUAAGUGUGGCUGCAGAAUGAGUAGACUGGAUCACUGGGCAGAAUGUGGCCGGGGAGGUUCUGAGGCACAAGGCCUGUUUGACGGCGGGUGGGGCCCCUCUGUUCAGUGCCGUUUGCAUUUACUGCCUCAGGCCAUGCUUCGUGCAGCUGCUCCAGAGUUUAUUGAAGCAACAGCUGCCCAUCUCAGCUUUCUCCCAACCUGGUAUCCUCCAGAUGUUUUGGGCUUCGAUUCCCGCUCGGCCCAGCCAGCACAGCUGAUGGGAGAUAUUGUCUGGAACAUCUGUAGGGCACUGGGUUGGGGAAGGCCAGGGCAUCCCUUUACUGCCUCUGUGAUUUUAAAUCCCUUAGAACAGUCUAGCGCUAAAAAAACCCCCUGACAUAAGCAACUUCGUGGUAUUGCAUUCCUGUGUCUCUCUGCAGCCGCAAAGGCCAGCAAGUGUCUUUUGCAAGCCAGGAUUCCCCCAGGUUACCAUAAGGAAACCUCGAGCGCCGCAAGUUGCUUGUGCUGGAAUGUGAAGGAGCCCAUGGAAGCGAAAUACCUUUGCCUUAAAAGGCCUUCUCUGCUCUGGCUCCCUUGGCCGUACAGCACAACUUGUGUUGCUUUUGGGGGAGCUGUUCCCUGAAUGCCUUCCUCUUCCUUCUCCUGGUAAAGGCCUGCUCUCCUUUGGCCAGCCGGCUGUACAGCUGUUUCCACAAUCACUCACUAAGCACCAUUAAUGUACAUGACACUUCUUGCGUAGCAACCCCCCCCCCCCCGAAGAAGCCAGGCUCCCCACCAUAAGCGGCUUCGAAUUUAAUUUUUUACCAUGGGGGGAGCACAACUGUGCUGGGGGGAGAGAAAGGACAAAUGUGAACAAAUGCAUUCCUAUGUACUUGGGAUUCUUUUCAUUUGAAGGUCUUUGUGGGUACCCACUUGGCAGAUUUCAAUUCUGUCUCCCGGUCUUCUCUGGCAUGUGUCCAAACAGGAUGCUGGAGUAAGUGGGUCCUCUUUGGCCUGAUCCUGCAGCCAGCCUCGCCUUAUGCUCUCAAGUUCUUAUCUUCUCUGGUUGUAAAUAUCCACAGUCGUUUUGUAGGUCCUGCCUUCUGUUGAACGAAGAGGUUUUGCCUUGCCUUUCCCCUCCUUUCUCCCCACUUUUCUUUCCUCUUCCCCACCUCCUUUCCUUUUCUACCGUGCUUUUCUCUAUGGCCAAAGCUGUUAAAUCCUUGCAUGUACAACCAGGCUGGCGUUUUCUGCGCUGGCUUGUAGGACCAGGCAACUGAUAAGGAGAGGAGCAUGCAGGAAAUGCGGGGCUUCUGGCGUCGCAUCUGGCAUUUGCUGCGGCUUUGGGCGUGAUCGGAGCUGGCUUGGACACAGCUGCAUUCCAGGCAGCUGCAGAGGAGCCCAGAUCACCACAUCACAGUCACCUGGGCAGACGAAGCCGGGUUGCUCAUGGUCCCAAACCCCCAAAGAGAGGGAGCAUAUCUGCCCCUCCAGCAGAGGGUCACGUUCUGCUCAGCGCCGUAAACAGGAAAUGCUUGGGGUUUUUGGAGGCUUGGAAGGCUGGAUAAUGUCACUGCCGCGCAGAAAGAAAAAGGAGCUGUGGCUUUUGGGCCGCUUUCCGUCCUCUUGGGCUCGUCCAGAAAAAACACAGCGCUGAUUUAUGGCCUCCGUCAAGGGGUCAGCUCUGUGUGAAAGGUCCGUCGUGGCCUGCCAGCCUUCUGCUGGAGGGAUAUUUGCUUUAAAGCUGCAUAAACAUAAAGUUGUAUGCGGAUGAUCGUAUUGCUCGAUUGCUUUCCCCCUGUCUCUCCCCACACUCCCCCAAAAUAAUUACAGAGGGAGAGAGCUCUCCAGAUCUUUUUCCAGUGUUGCACAUAUGAAUUUUCCCUGUCAUGGGUCUGGCUCUUGAUCUAUUUAGCCCAGGGCUGAAGCAUCCAAGGUUUUCUGGAGAGCUUUUAUUCUCCAGCCUGGAUAUUUUUUUUACUGGGGAGAUCAGGGAUUGAACCUGAGGCUGUGUGUGCAAAUCAUGUUCUCUGCCACUGAGCGAUGGGCCCGAUCCUUUUUUUGGAGGGGAGGAGAGGAAUGCCUAUUUCCCCUGUCCCUUCAGGAACAUUUUUUUAAAGCCAUUCCUAAACCCUCUUUAUUGUUCCUCCAUCACCAUGACUCCGCCCAUUCCCAUUCAUUGUGGGCCCCAGACCUGGGCCAGUCGCCAGAAAUAAUGUGGUCGUGGGAGGGCCUAAGAGAACACUGGGAGCAUUGUAAGUCAGCGAGAGACAGCCUUGACCUGAAGGCAAGAACUUAGAAGACGUUUCAUUCGAAGUUACCGGAUUUUGCGUUUCAGAGCACUAGUAACCCGGGAGGGCGAGGGAGAGCGCCUGCUCAUCCCAUUGCUUAUUUGUUUAAAACUCUGUGGGUUUUUUAUUUAAAAAUAAAUAAAUUCCGAGACUUUAUUGUGACGUUAAAGUAGAAAACAUGUAAUAAAACAGAGAAGGGUGCAUAAAGGAGUACCAAGAAAUGAAACCAAAGCAAACCAGGGUUCACAGCCAUUAGCUCAUAAAAUAAAGUACAUUCUCGUGAGAGACUACACCAUUGAGUUAGACAUCGCAACCCAAAAUGGCCUGAUACAGAAACGGGACAAAACAAACAUUUUGAAUACCAAAUAAAGCCGUAUUUUAUCCGUGGAUGGAGGGGGCGAGAGAGAGAAUCCUUGUGAUUCAUUUCUGUAAUGCUACUGAACGCAGAAAGUGCUUUGCACUUGAGAAGUUUGGGACCGGCCCUUCCUUGGUGUUCUCUUCUUUCUGUAAUAUACCAGCUUUGAACUGUAAAUAAAGCAAUAAAGAGUAUGCAGCACGUAUUCUCAUCCUUCCGUUGGGCACGACAGACUCUGCUUAAAUCAACACGUGGUUAUGGGCCCAGAGGUCGAAUCGGAGUGCCGGCAAAGGAUCGGAAUGCAGAAGGACAGAUCGGAAUCUGCUCUACGCGUAGAAGUGAUUGAUGAGGUAUGUGCUACUGCUCCGGGCAGCCUGCCAGCUUCAAGAUAAUGGCUUUAUGGCUGGACUUUGAACUUUUAAAGCCGGUUUUGCAAAUAGGCAAAAGGCUCCCAGGCACAAGUCACUAUGCUGGGAAAUCGAAAGUAACUUUUAAGUGUGCCUUUGUGAUAAGGCAGCUGCAGCAGUGACGCAGCAAGAUUUAAAGCAGCAUAGAUAUGACGCUGAAGGCUAAUGCCAGAGUCAUGAUGGCCCUUCAGGAUGCUUGUGGGAUUCCUAAGCUCAACAAGAAUAAUUACAGCGACUGGGUUCAGUAUGCAGAGGCAAUUCUGCGGAAAGAGGGUUUGUUUGAGGUGAUUACAGGCACACCCCCAGUUCCAGUUACAGAUGCAUGGGAAGCUAAGGAUUCCAAAGCAAGGGGAACUCUUACAUUGAUAGUAUCCCCAGAAGAGCUCUGUCUAUUGCGUGAUAAGACCUCAGCCAGAGAAAUUUGGGACGCUCUGAGAGAGACUCACUUAAGGACAGAAGCUGGAUCCACUAUGUUUUAUUUUAACAAGCUGCAUAAUAUGGCUCUUGCUGAAGGUGGAGAUGUGCGUUUACAUCUGAUGCAGAUGCAAAAUCUGAGACAUGAGCUGCAACAGAGAGGACUCAACUUUCCAGAGGCUGUGUAUUCUUUCAUGAUACUACAAUCUUUGGGUUCAGGUUGGGAGUCUGUUGCAACCCAGAUUGCUGUGCAACCAACUGCUCAGCUGACAGUGGACUUUGUUACUGCCGUGAUUUUAAAUGAAGCAGAUCGCCGGGUGCUAGCUGCAUGGGCAAGGGGGAGUCUUCACAGACGUCAUCCCAUAGUGCAGUGGAACCACCAGAUGGCGCCAAAGCUUUGAAGGCAGUAAAAUGCUACUCGUGUGGACGUCUAGGCCAUAUAAAGAGGGAAUGCAGACAUCCCAGGGCCAAGACAGAGCAGCGCAGCGAAGCUCAUCGCGCGGAAAAGGCCGAGGCAAAGGCAAAGGUCCGGUGUCUAGGACAACGCAGCACAAGGCUAUGGUUUCACGCUUCACUCCAAAGGUUGCAGAGGUCCAGAAGACGUCUAGAUCUUUCUUCGUUGUUGAUUCAGCGGCCACCCACCACAUGUGCAACGAUAAGAAACUGUUUGUGUCUUUUACACCGCAGGAAGGUGCGAUUCACCAGGCGGAUGACCACACUAUUCCCAGUAAAGGCUACGGAACUGUUGUUCUUCACAGUUUGGACUUAUCGAUACAGAAUGUGCUUUACGUGCCAGACGCCAAACAUAAUCUGCUCAGCGUUGGACAGCUGAAUGAGCGGAACAUUGACGUUUCCUUCAAGAACAAGAAGUGCAUCAUCACAAAGAAAAAUGAUUAUGUAUUGCAUGCAGAAUAUGUUGAUCAUUUGUUUGUUUUGUAUUAUGAUGAUGUGGUGCAGGAUGACACUUGUUGCAUUGCAGGUUCUAACAAAAGUUUGCAUGCAGAAUGUAUUCACGCUUUUCAUCGCAAAUUUGGUCAUUUGCAUUUUGAGGCAGUAUCUAAAAUGCCUGCCUUGGUUGAAGGUAUGACUAUUAAACCCUGCAGGUACCACAUGAAGUGCAAAGCAUGCGCAGCAAACAAGGUGAAAAUGGCUGCGAAAGGUAAGGUGUCUAGUAGGAAAGCUACAGAACCAUACCAGGUUGUUCAUGCUGAUUUGGUUGGACCACUUGCGCCCUCUUUGGGUGGAAAUAGGUACUUCAUGGUUCUCAUUGAUGCAUUUUCUAGAUAUAUUUUUGUGUACAAUCUCAAGCAGAAAUCGGAGGCUUUUCCUAGGUUCAAGGAAUUCUGUGCUUGGUUGGAAAAUGUGCAUGGUAAGAAGAUAAAGACUCUUUUCAGUGAUCGCCGGGGAAAUUCACUUCUCAGCAGUUUGAAGCUUUUCUGACUGAGAAAGGAAUUCAACACGAUUUGUCUAGUCCUCGCUCGCCAUGGCAGAAUGGACUUGCGGAGCGGGCAAAUCAGACAUUGCUUCAAGGGUUAAAAACCUUGCUGCAUGAUGCCAAUCUUCCAGAGAGUUAUUGGGCCGAAUCUCUCUCGUGUUUUGUUUACAGUUACAAUCGCAGGUUAUCUUCAGCGAUUGGGUGUACCUCUAUGAGAAGAUGUUUGGCAAGAAGCCAUACAUCAAACACAUGAAGAUUUUUGGUUCUGACAUGUGGGUUCGCUCACCACAAAACUCCAAGUUAGACAAGCGUGGAUUGCAUGGUAUCUUUCUAGGUUAUCAGAAAGGGUCUUACAGAAUAAUGAUGACUGACUCUAAGACAAUUAAGCUCACGAGAAGUGUUGAGUACAAUGCAAAGUGGGGGAGAAUGUGGGAAUUUUCCAAUGUUAUCCUGAUGACGGUGAUGAGACUGAGGAUAGUCAAAAGCAACCACAACAGCCCACACCCACUGAUGAAGGUUCUGAGUCUGAAUCUGAAACUGAAUCGGGUGAUUCAGAGGAUUUCAAGAGUGCGAAAGCCUCUAUGCGACCCUCUGAAAGCUCUGAUCAAGAAUUGGAGGAACCAUUGUUCACAAUAGGUCGUUUUUCUCCUAAGAAGGAAGAGGAGAGUGUUGAAGACUUAAGGCUAAUUCGUAGGUCACAGAGAGCAACAACAGGCAAACCUCCAAAGAGAUUGGCUGAUGAGUUUGCUAAGAUAGCAGUAACAGCUGUUAAAAGCUCCAAGAAGGUAUUUGAACCUUCAAGUUUCCAAGAAAUCCAGGGUUUGGAUUCAAAGGAAGCUGAGCCAUGGUUAAAUGCCAUGAAGGCUGAGCUUGAUUCCUUAGAAAGGAACAAAACAUGGGAGCUAGUUCCAGUAGUUCCAGGAAUGAAACUGCUUGGAAGCAAAUGGGUCUUCAAAGCGAAGACAGAUCAAAAUGGCAAGAUAGUCAGACACAAAGCCAGAUUGGUAGCCAGAGGUUUUGCACAGGUACCAGGUGAAGACUAUCACGAGACCUAUUCACCCACAGUGAGAUAUGAAAGCAUUAGGCUUAUGCUUAAGCUAGCUGCAGAGGAAAAUCUACACAUUAGUCACCAUGAUAUUAAUACAGCUUUUCUGUACGGAUCUCUAGAUGAAUCACUUUAUAUGCUUCCACCUGAUGGCGUACAGGUAAAACAGGGAUUUGUUUGUGCUCUGAAGAAAUCCCUUUAUGGUCUCAAACAAAGUGCACGGUGUUGGCACACAAAACUCACUGAAGUAUUGUUUUCUCUAGGUUUUCAGCAAGGAAAGCUGAUCCAUGUGUAUUUGUCAAAGAGGAGGGGCAAAAGAAACUGUACUGUUUGUUUUAUGUUGAUGAUUUGUUAUUCUUUUGGAAAGAUGUUGCAAUGUACAAUAGCGCCCUAGCUCAACUAAAAGAGCACUUUGACAUGAAAGAUCUUGGUGAGGUAAACAACUACCUAUCUCUGGAAAUAGAGAGAGAUCAAGAUGGUAACAUUCUAGUACACCAGUCACGGAAAAUUGCUGAUGUGUUAAGCAAACUAAAUCUGAUGGAUGCUAACCCUGUAGACACACCGAUGACAACAGGUUAUCAGGUAGAUGACACUGAAGAAGCAUUUUCUGACACUACACUGUACAGGAGUGUGCUAGGCAAGCUAAACUUCAUUGCCAGAUGUUCAAGACCAGACAUUGCUGUUAGCUGUAAUUUGCUAAGCAGACAAGUCAACAAUCCUAGUGUCAAGGAUUGGAAAGCUCUGAAACGCAUAGCGCGGUAUUUGAAAGGCACUAUGCAUUACAGACUGAGAUUUAACAAUCAGAAGUCUGGUGGUCUUGAGAUAUUUGCAGAUGCAAGUUUUGGAAGUGACACUACAGACAGGAAAAGUACGUCUGGAGUUUGCUACAUGUACAAUCAGAGUCUGUUUGAUUGGUCAUGCAAGAAGCAAACAACAAUUAGCUUAAGUACUUGUGAAGCUGAACUGAAUGCACUGUCUUAUUCACUUAAGGAUUGUGAAUGGUUAGUACAAUUGUGCAAAGAUAUGAAAAUUCCUGUCAAAUGUCCAAUCCAGGUUUACCAGGACAACAAAGCAUGUUUGGCUUUGCUGAAGUCUGAAGGUUGUAAGCAAAGCACAAAGCACUUGCCCAUCUCUGGAGCCCUGGGGAAGCCAUUGGGUGAGGGGCGUCCUCAACUUCCGCUUGGGAGGCCAAUGGGCAGGCUUGCUUCCGGAGGAGGCGAUGUCAGCCCUUCCCUCUGUAGCUCAGUGGCAGAGCAUUGGAUCUGCUUGCAGGAAGCUCCGGGUUCAGCCCACGGCAGCAUCUCCAGGCAGGCCUGGGAUUGUCCACUGCCUGAAGCCCUGGAGAGGCGCUGCCAGCCAGUGUAGACCGUGCUGGGGUAGACGGACCAACAGUCUGACUCAGGGUAAGGCAGCUUCCGGUGUUUCUCUCCUCCCUGCAGUGGGGGCCUAGUACCUAAAAUAAUAAUAAUAAUAAUAAUAAUAAUAAUAAUAAUAAUAAUAUUUAUUUAUACCCCGCCUUCCCCAGCCAAAGCCAGGCUCAGGGCGGCUAACACCAGUAAAAUUACAAUAAAAACAUAAUAGGGGAAAGAAGAAGAAAAAACCAUUUAAAAUACAGGUUAAAAUGCAAUUUAAAAUGCAGCCUUGUUUUAAAAGUAGCCCAUGGAUCAAAACCAUAAAGGGAGGGAAAACAUAAGGGUCAGAUUACCUGUUGCAUUAUUGCUGUUGUUUGUAGAGUUGGAAGGGACCCUGAGGAUCAUCUAGUCCAACCAUCUGCAAUGCAAGAAUAUGCAGCUGUCCCAUACAGGGAUCGAACCUGCAACCUUGGCAUUAUCAACACCAUGCUCUAGCCAGCUGAGCUAUCCAGACUGCCUCUGUUGCUAUUAUUAAAUGUAUAGCUCACCUUUCCUCCAAGGGAGCUUAAGAUGACAAACAUGGUUCUCUAGCUCCCCCUGUUAUUACUGGAGGGACACGAGUGGCGCUGUGGGUUAAACCACAGAGUCUAGGACUUGCCGAUCAGAAGGUCGGCGGUUUGAAUCCCCGUGACGGGGUGAGCUCCCAUUGCUCGGUCCCUGCUCCUGCCAACCUAGCAGUUCGAAAGCACAUCAAAGUGCAAGUAGAUAAAUAGGUACCGCUCCGGCAGGAAGGUAAACGGCGUUUCCGUGCACUGCUCUGGUUCGCCAGAAGCAGCUUGGUCAUGCUGGCCACAUGACCCGGAAACUGUCUGCAGACAAACGCCGGCUCCCUCGGCCAAUAAAGCGAGAUGAGCACCGCAACCCCAGAGUCGGUCACGACUGGACCUAACGGUCAGGGGUACCUUUACCUAUAUCUGAAGGAGCGUCUCCACCCCCAUUGUUCUACCCGGACACUGAGGUCCAGCACCGAGGGCCUUCUGGUGGUUCCCUCCCUGCAAGAAGUGAGGUUACAGGGAACCAAGCAGAGGGCCUUCUCGGUGGUGGCACCCUCCCUGUGGAACGCCCUCCCACCAGAUGUCAAAGAGAAAAACAACUACCAGACUUUUAGAAGACAUCUGAAAGCAGCCCUGUUGAGGGAAGCUUUUAAUGUUUGAUGUAUUACAGUAUUUUAAUAUUUUUUUGGAAGCCGCCCAGAGUGGCUGGGGAAACCCAGCCAGAUGGGUGGGGUAUAAAUAAUAAAUUAUUAUUAUUAUUAUUAUUAUUAUUACCCUCACAACCGCCCCAUGAGGUAGGCUCAGCUGAGAGACAGCAACUGGGCCGAUCUCACACCCAGUGAGCUUCAUUGCUGAGCGGAGAUUCGAACCCUGGACUCUCUGCUCCCAGCCUGGCACUCUAAUUUUCCUAGUGGCAGUUGCAAAGAGUGCUGCACUCCAGGUCACAUACUUAUCUGUGUCUGCGAGGAGAUAUGAAAUCAUGUCAGAGGGGUUCUGGCCAGGGGACCCUGUCAUUAUAGGUGCUAAAAAUCGUUCUCUUGCUUCAUUAUAUAAGGGGCAGCGCAGGAUAUAAUGCAUAAGGUCCUCUACUUCAGGACAUCCAGCCUUGACAGAUGCAGCUAUGGAUUACAGUAGCAUUUUCAUUCUUUAAAUCCGUGAUUCUCAAACCUGGGUUCCCUGCUGCUGCUGGACUACAACUCCCAUCAUCCCUAGCUAGCAGGGCCCAGCGGUCAGGGAUGAUGGGAGUUGUAGUCCAACAACAGCCAGGGACCCAAGUUUGAGAAAGAACGGCUCAGUCAGGCUAAAGAAAGUCAGGCGGGAUUAGAGAGCGGUUGUCACACGGUCUUAAGCCAGCAAAGUGCCACCCAGGACUUCAGGUAUGUGAAGAAUCCCUUUGUCAUCAGUGCUGAUGGUUUUGUACAGAAUUUCAGAAGCUUCUGGGGUCUCCUCCUGAGAUUGAUUUUCCCCACAUAGCUGCUCUACAGAUCACAAUCCUGGAGUCUAAGCCACAGGUGCUCUUCAGUCCUACUACCCCAGUCUAAAUUUUAUUUUUUUAAAAAAAUAAAAUAAUUUUAUCAACGUUUUAUCUAGGGGGCUUCUUACCAAAUUUGGCGACGGCCACGAAGAUGCUGAGGAGUGAGUGAUUUCUUUCUUGACGUUUGACUUUCCUCUCUCUCUCUCUCUCUCUCUCUCUCUCUCCUUUGCUACCUAACAGAGUUGGCUUUCUUUAACAAUGUCUCAGUCGCCCUUGGAGACCCUAAAGGGGCUGGUUCUUCUCCUGAGUGGGCUGGGAAACCCUGUCUUCCGUUUCAGCCCAGCCUUUCUAAACUGUUCUUCAUUCAGAGAGUACCUGAGAUGUUUAAAGCAGUUGGAAUCAUCGAAUUGUAGAGUUGGGAGGGACCCCAAGAGCAAUUAAACACAGUGUAGAGCAAUAAAACACAAUGCAGAUCAUAAAACAACAUAAAAACCAAACACCAUUUUAAAAAAAUCCAUAGAAGUAAAAUAUACUGAUUUGGGAAGGCCUAGGGAGUAAAGGACGCGGGUGGCGCUGUGGGUAAAACCUCAGUGCCUAGGACUUGCCGAUCGCAUGGUCGGCGGUUCGAAUCCCCGUGGCGGGGUGAGCUCCCGUCGUUCGGUCCCAGCUCCUGCCCACCUAGCAGUUCGAAAGCACCUCAAAGUGCAAGUAGAUAAAUAGGUACCGCUUUAUAGCGGGAAGGUAAACGGUGUUUCCAUGUGCUGCUCUGGUGCCGGUUCGCCGGAGCAGCUUCGUCACGCUGGCCACGUGACCCAGAAGUGUCUGCGGAUAGCGCUGGCUCCCGGCCUCUAGAGUGAGAUGAGCGCACAACCCUACAGUCUGUCAAGACUGGCCCGUACAGGCAGGGGUACCUUUACCUUUACCUUAGGGAGAAAAGGAGAGCUUUAAGUAAACAUUGAAAAUAUAUAACAAUGUUUGGACUUCCUUCACUUCUGAGGGAAGAGGGUUCCGGAGAACGUGAUGCCUUUUCUGCCUCCACGCACAGAAGGGAGCAUUUUGGCUCUGGGCAGGAAGCUUCUCAGGGUUCUCUUGCUUCCCACCUGCAAUGCGAUGCCGGUGCCGUGUUCAUUCGGUUUCCGUGUGCAAUCCUUUCAAAAAGUGUAGCUCGCUUUGCAAAAUUCCAUGACGCCAUCUGCAGAGCUAUUAACACAUUGUCCCACCAAAAAUAUGUUCUCCUUCCGAUGGCUUUUCUUUUUAAUUGCCAUCUGGCAGAAUAAUUAUGAAAAAUCGAAGAAUGGCAAGGCUGGAGUAAUUAUAGGGUGUGCUUUCUCUGUGCUUAAAAAACAACAACACCCCAAAACUUUGCAUUAUGCUAACUGCAGUUCAGUCCUGUGCAGAGUUUUCAAACCACAUGUAGUGAAGAGAUCAGAAUUGUGCGAGUUUACAGAUCGCAGGAUUUGUGGGGGUGGCCAUAUUCAGAUUUGGCAGGGGGAGAGGGAAGAGGGGUGGGACAGACAGUCACAGUCCUGAUCUCGUCACCGUACCUUAGUCCCAGGUGUCUGUAGGACUUCCUGCGCCAAAGAAAAACUAAGAUCAUGCAACCUGUAUAAGUCAAGCACAUCUUCCCCAUUGAAGCUGGAUUUUGGAAGUUUCAGGGCAGACAAAAACAGAAAAAUCCUUCACUCUGCACAUAGUUAAACUCUGCAGUUCGCUCCCAGAAAAUGUAGGGAUAGCUACCAACUCACAGAGAGAGCCUUGUUGGGCAGUGAAGGUGUGCAUCUGAGAAACCCCAGAGGGAUUUGAGAGGCUGCUCGCAUUUUCAGGGCCUUGCAGAAGUGAAACAUUUUCUGGUGUGUGACAGAUACUGACGGGAGGAGAGGGAAAACCCCACCGAGAAGGGUUGUCUUCCACCAUGUGUUUUAUCCUGCUGGUUUUCCGCUGUCUUCACUAACACCCCUCCUUUCAAAAGUGACUUUCUGCAACCAGAGGCUCUGGUUUUGGAAAAAUGAAACGAUAGCCUUGCCAGCCAGCUAACCUUCCUUUUGAAAACCUGCGUGCACAUCAAAGCCGGGUGGGAAGGAAUACCAUUUUCGUUGGCUUUUCUUCUCGUUUCUUUUUAGAUCAACGCUGAAAAGGGGAGGACCCCCUCCGCUACCUCCAAAGGUGAGCGAACGCCGCAGCCACAUGAUGUGUUCUUCCGGGCUGGAAUGCUGAAAGUGUGUGCGUGAAGUGUACUGAACCGGUUAGCAAAGAGAGGGGGCAGACCAGUGGGGUAGAACAUGGGGCAAAAGAGGGCAGGGGGCAGGAGGAGAAGCCGAGCUUUGCUGCAUGUGGCAUUUCCUCCAGGCCAGCUAUUGAGGAAGGGGAGCACUAGUACAUCAGAUUGCAAAGCAGCUGCCAUCUGCAGACUCCAUUGGCAGAACCGGUGCUCUUAACGUAACACACAUUCUGCAUUUCUAAGAACUCGAUCUUUUUGUGUGGCGGCACCUGCACUGCGGAACUCCCUGCCUCUUGAUACCGUACCCUGUUCAACACCUGCUGAAAACAUUCAUGUGUAGAGAUGCCUAUCCUGGUGUUUAGAAAGCUGGUGGCAAGCUUAAAUCUGUUUUUGGUCUAUUGUCAUUUUAAAAGUAUUCCUUUGGUGCACAUUUUUAUUCGUGAUUUAAAAUGUAAAUCAAGGUUUAAAAUAUAAAUGAAAGAAUGAAAGAAAAAGAAAAAAAUAUACUACUUUUAAUUUCAAUGUUCUGAAAUCAAUCAAUCUGUUUCGCUCUCUGUGUCUUCUCGCUCCAGCCCAGGCUCAGUAUCUACCAAGAGGAAGGCCUCGUCGAUGAUGAGAAGUCCCAGACGAUCAAGUAUUGCCCCGACUCUCACGGCCAAGCCCCACCGUCUCACCGGAGACAGAGCAUCCCGGUGUGCGGGCCUCAGACAGAACCCACCCCAAUUGGGAUGACCAGCAGUGUCAGCAGUCCUGGUUUGCUCACCACCCGGUACAGCGACUUGGGUGAGUAUCCUCAUCCUGGGAGGGCCACCUGCCCAGCCGCUUUGGGCUGUGUGCAGAAUGCACUAAGCACCUGAUCACCCGGUCAUCGCAGCCGCCCCACGAGAUAUCUGGGACUACGGGGGGAAAUGUUAGAGGCAACCUCCACUGGCAGUUUCCGAAGGUGAUGGUGCCAAAUUAAGACUUGGCUCCUUGGUGCUCCCAUGCAGCUGUACUGAGAACAGUCUGGGGGAGAUGAAGUUUUUUCCCCCCCUGUGGGGGGACCAAUGCUUGGUGCUCCAUGCCACUGACCUGCAAAAGUCCCAUUUCCCUUCAAUCGACCGUGGUUCAUUCUUUUGGUUGGGGAUGCACAGUACAGCUGCACCAGAGUGUAGAAGGAGCUGGCGUUUUUGUUUCUGUUUUUAAAGCAGAAGUUUUCUAAGCAGGCUUCUUAAAUCAUCUGAAUCAUCUGAAGGGUGCCAACUUGGUGAAGUGUGCUGUAAUUUAAAAAAUAUGGUCUGCAGUCAAAACAGACCGGGAAGUCACCAUAUAGCAUAGCUUGACAUCUUGAGGCCCUGGCCAAUAGCAAGGUGCCCCAGGCCAGAAGCUGGAUUUUGCACCUUUGCCUCCCCAAUCUACAUUCUACACUCUCCCCACCAUUCCAUCCUGUCCCAGUUUUUUAAAAGCCCACGGACUGACCUUUAAAGCCCUAAACGGCCUCGGACCAGUAUACCUGAAGGAGCAUCUCCACCCUCAUCCUUCAGCCCGGACACUGAGGUCCAGCACCAAGGGCCUUCUGGCGGUUCGCUCAUUGCAAGAAGUGAGGUUACAUGGAACCAGGCAGAGAGCCUUCUCGGUAGUGGCACCCGCCCUGUGGAACACCCUCCCUUCAGAUGUGAAGGAAAUAAGCAGCUAUCCUAUCUUUAAAAGACAUCUGAAGGCAGCCCUGUUUGGGGAAGUUUUUAAUGUUUGGUGUUGUCUUGUCUUUUUGAUACUCGGUUGAAGGUAUGUAUACCCUGCCUAUCUGGCUGAGUUUCCCCAUCCACUCUGGGUGGCUCCCAAUCGAGUGUUAAAAACAAUACAGCAUUAAAUAUUAAAACCUUCCCUAAACAAGGCUGCUUUCAGAUGUCUUUUGAAGAUAAGAUAGCUGCUUAUUUCCUUGACAUCUGAAGGGAGGGCGUUCCACAGGCCACUACCGACAAGGCCCUCUGCCUGGUUCCCUGUAACCUCACUUUUCACAGGGAGGGAACUGCCAGACGGCCCUCAGCGCUGGAUCUCAGUGUCCGGGCUGAACAAUGGGGGUGGAGAUGCUCCUUCAGGUAUACUGGACCGAGGCCGUUUAGGGCUUUAAAGCUGCUAACAAGCCAGCAAGUAAAAAAUAGACUAAGCGUCACCAGUAUAUCAUGUCAUAUUAUAUCAUUAGCAAGUAUAUAAAGGCAUCUGUAUUCUAAAAACAAUAUGACUUAAAUUUUUGCUUCUUUAGGCAACGGGGACACUGUGCCAAAGCUCGCGGAGGAGAACGCUGACGGCUUGGGCUACGUGCCACAGCUGCCACGGAAAAAGGACAAGCGGGAAUAUCUGGUGGGUGGUUUUGCACUUGGCUCCCUUGCGUGGCCUCCUUGUGGCUGCUCGUUAUUUCCUGGCUCCAUCAAUCUGUACCCAAGAACUGCUCUUAUUCAGGGCUUUGGGAAUUUAAUUAAUAGUAGUAAUGUUGAUGAUGUUCCUCUACCAGGAGGGGUCAUGUGUACCAGAAUGUAUUAUUCUUAUUCUUAUUCUUUAAAAUUGUAUACUGCCCUGUACCCGCAGGUCUCAGGGCGGUUAAUGUACAGGUAACAAGGACAAGGUAGCCUGAUCCAGGCUUGACAAUAGAAAGUUGCACACCGCUUUUGCGAAGCAACUGCAUAAUAUGUCAGCUUGGAUUUGAAUUUCAAGCCCCUCCUUUUAAGGUCUUGUUCCCAAGGAGCAAUGUUUGCCUCCCAAAGGUGGUUUGUGAUACUCUUUUUCCCCCCUAUCCACAGAAGCCAGCAAUCAAUGGCCUCCCACCGACUCCUAAGGUGCUGGUAAGAAACAUUUUUGAUCGUGUACGAGGAGCUGGAACGGCACGUGUUGAAACUGCUCUGCGUGUUGCGCCGUUUCUAGCUUUGCUUAGCCCUGAGAGGAAGGGCCCGGGCAGAGACGAAUUCUCACUCUGCAUCUCCUUAGCGUUAGCCCCCUGCCUUUGAGCCAGGCUCCCAUCUCUGUUUCUUCUAACGGAGAUCAGGGUUUGCAAAAGCAUCUGUGCCCAGGGUCAUCAUCAGCGCCUGGCAUACUGGGGCAUAUACUGGGGUCUCCGUAGCACUGCAGGGGCCGCCCCCUUGCCUGCGCCCUCCUCCGUUUCAGCCCUCUGGGACUUCCUUGCUUCCUGUUCCUGGCUUUCCAGAGGUGGGGUGUGCAUGCUGUCACGGGCCAAGAGCUGUCAUGUUACAGUGGUGUUGAUGUAGGGCAGCCCCGUUUCCCCCAUCUUGAACAGGACAGGGGUGCUCAGUGGGCUCCCCAGGGUUUUACGGUGUCGCUGCCUCCACUUAAUAAUCCAAUUUGCAGGAGAAAAAAAUCAGAAGCGAAGAUCCUUGUGGGAACCUGGCUCAAAGGCAGGGGCUAACAGAUUGAGGUUAAAUCCUGACAAGACAGAAGUACUGUUUUGGGGGGACAGGGGGCGGGCUGGUGUGGAGGACUCCCUGGUCCUGAAUGGGGUAACUGUGCCCCUGAAGGACCAGGUGCGCAGCCUGGGAGUCAUUUUGGACUCACAGCUGUCCAUGGAGACACAGGUCAAAUCCGUGUCCAGGGCAGCUGUCUACCAGCUCCAUCUGGUACGCAGGCUGAGACCCUCCCUGCCCGCAGACUGUCUCGCCAGAGUGGUGCAUGCUCUAGUUAUCUCUCGCUUGGACUACUGCAAUGCGCUCUAUGUGGGACUACCUUUGAAGGUGACUUGGAAACUGCAAUUAAUCUAGAAUGUGGCAGCUAGACUGGUGACUGGGAGUGGCUGCCGAGGCCACAUAAUACCGGUCCUGAAAGAACUGCACUGGCUCCCAGUAUGUUUCUGAGCACAAUUCAAAGCUCUGCUGCUGACCUUUAAAGCCAUAAACGACUUCGGUCCAGUAUAUCUGAAGGAGCAUCUCCACCCCCAUCGUUCAGCCCAGAUGCUGAGGUCCAGCACCGAGGGCCUUCUGGCAGUUCCCUCGCUGCGAGAAGCCAAGUUACAGGGAACCAGGCAGAGGGCCUUCUCGGUGGUGGCACCCGCCCUGUGGAACGCCCUCCCACCAGAUGUUAAAGAGAAAAACAACUACCAGACUUUUAGAAGACAUCUGAAGGCAGCCCUGUUUAGGGAAGCUUUUAAUGUUUAAUAGAUAGUUGUAUUUUAAUAUUCUGUUGGAAGCCGCCCAGAGUGGCUGGGGAAACCCAGCCAGAUUGGCGGGGUAUAAAUAAUAAAUUAUUAUUAUUAUUAUUAUUAUUAUUAUUAUUAUUAUUCCCAUCCCGGCACAACCGGUCAUUUCUCUGGCCUCUGAGACAUCCAUUGGCCAUUGCCCCCUCAUCUGCUUUGUUCCUUUGUGUUUUCUAAUGGUCAGAGGAACUAGAAACUUGUGUGUUGCAUUUACGCCAAUGAAGACACCCCGUGGGUUUUUUUCCUUUUUGCUGUUGCAGAUGGGAGCCUGCUUCUCCAAAGUGUUUGACGGCUGCCCUUUGAAGAUCAACUGCGCCACAUCCUGGAUACACCCAGACACAAAAGGUGAGGGUGACUUUCCGUUUUUGAGCUGGGAAGGAAUUCACACCCCACCCCAGUUGCGUUUCCGAAGAGGCUAAACCAGUUUCUCCUCUGCCAUGUUCUAGAUCAGUAUAUCAUCUUUGGCACGGAAGAAGGCAUCUACACUCUCAACCUCAACGAGCUCCACGAAGCCACCAUGGAACAGGUAGGGGAGAGCUGCUCAGGGCCAGCAGGAUCCUUCUGGGAGGCCGAGGCCAGGGAGAUGGGCAAAGCCCCCUUUCAGGAUGGGGGACUAGGUGCGCCUCCUCCAGGGCAGGAGGGCUGGAUGGCCACUGUGGGUGGAGCAAAGGGCUCUCUAAUCUUCCCUACUCUUAAGUUCCAUCAUCUUAAGACAGCAGUGGAAAACCUGUGGCCUCCAGGGGCUGCUGGACUCCAGCUCCCAUCAUCCCUGGGUCUUGGCCACACUGCUUGGGGCAGAUGGGAGUUGGAGUCCAGCAAUACCUGGAGAGACACAGGCUCCUCACCCUGAGAAAAAUGUGGAACCAGCCAUCGGAGCUUCUCAGGUUCCCCAAUUUCCCUAGCUAGUAUCUGCAGCCCUAUGACUUAAGAUCAGCCUUCCCCCAGCCUGUUGCCCUUCAGAUGAACAACAGCUGCAGCCAUCACCGUGCCAUGCUGAUGGGAGCUGUAGUCUCUAAAACACGAGUUCCGCUUUUGUUUUACAGGUGAAACUCGAAAAAUUAGAAUAUCGUGGAAAAGUUCGUUUAUUUCAGUAAUUCAACUUAAAAGGUGAAUCUAGUAUAUGAGAUGGACUCAUGACAUGCAAAGUGAGAUAUGUCAAGCCUUUAUUUGUUAUAAUUGUGAUGAUCAUGGCAUACAGCUGAUGAAAACCCCAAAUUAACAGUCUCAGAAAAUUAGACUAUUAAAUGAAAUCAGCAAAACAAGGAUUGCAAAUAGAGCAAUAUUGGACCUCCGAGAAGUAGAAGCAUGCAUAUGUACUCAGUACUUGGUUUGGGCCCCUUUUGCAUCAAUUACUGCUGAUAGCAUCCAUGCCACGCCGCAUUGAGGCAGUAAUAAAGGCUUGACAUAUCUCGCUUUGCAUGUCAUGAGUCUAUCUCAUAUACUAGUUUCACCUUUUAAGUUGAAUUACUGAAAUAAAUGAACUUUUCAUUGAUAUUCUAAUUUUUUGAGUUUCACCUGUACUCAUUUAAUUUCCCCAGGCCAUCCUUUUAAGAUACUGUCUGAAAGAGUUUUUAUUCUGUUCUGCUGCCCUGCUUUUAUUGUUUCUGCUGUUUUUCAAUAUAUUUGGUUCCGAUGUGUUGGUUCUCAUUGUUUUUAGUUACAGCGGUGCCUCGCAAGACGAAAAGAAUCCGUUCCGCGAGUCUCUUCGUCUUGCGGGUUUUUUCGUCUUGCGAAGCAAGCCCAUUAGAGGUUUAGCGGCUUAGCGCUACAGUAUUAGCGGCUUAGCCGGCUUAAAGAUCAGCUGAUAAGCGGCUUAACGAUCAGCUGAUAAGCGGCUUAAAGAUCAGCUGAUAAGCAGCUUAGCAUCAGCUGUUAAGCGGCUUAAAGAUCAGCUGAUAAGCGGCUUAAAGAUCAGCUGAUAAGCGGCUUAGCAUCAGCUGUUAAGCGGCUUAAAGAUCAGCUGAUAAGCGGCUUAGCCAUCAGCUGAUAAGCGGUUUAGCGGCUUGGGGAAAAGGGGGGGGGGAAGGAAAAAAGCCCCGCAGGAACUCGCAAGACAUUUUCGUCUUGCGAAGCAAGCACAUAGGAAAUUCGUUUUGCGAAGCACCUCCAAAACGGAAAACCCUUUCGUCUUGCGGGGCACCACUGUAUUCAAUAUCAUCUCGGGAGGUGACGAGGUUCCCCUAUACUAGAGGCAUUUAAAGAGAGGUCAGGCAGCCCUCCAUAGGGGAGGCUGAGGUUGCAUCCUGCAUUAGAAGAAGAAGAAGAAGAGUUUGGAUUCGAUAUCCCGCCUUUCACUCCCUUUAAGGAGUCUCAAAGUGGCUAACAUUCUCCUUUCCCUUCCUCCCCCACAACAAACACUCUGUGAGGUGAGUGGGGCUGAGAGACUUCAAAGAAGUGUGACUGGCCCAAGGUCACCCAGCAGCUGCAUGUGGAGGAGUGGGGAAGCGAACCCAGUUCCCCAGAUUACGAGUCCACCGCUCUUAACCACUACACCACACUGGCUCUCACCCACGCAGACAUAUGUCUAUUGGAUUAGGGAGCCUCCUCUGAGGUGGACUCUGUGGCCUCCAAGUGUCUCCUUCCGACUGUAAAUUUCUGUGGUCUGUGAGUCAGCCUGGAAGUGUGAGGGAUAGAGAGAGGUUAUAUAAGCUAUGUAUAUAUGAAAAUAAAACAGAUUAAAACUGAGUGUAACUCUCGAAAGCUUAAUAGUAACCUCAUGACCCAAUGCAUACUUAUCUGGGUAUACACCCCAUUCAUCACAGCAGGACCUAACUUCUGAGUUAACACAGAAUCAUAGAGUUGGAAAGGACCAGAAAAAUUUAACCUGGGAACCUGAGUUACCAGAAACUGCCUUCCAUGCUUCCUUUAACGCUUCCCCAGUUUUUCACCCAUGGGAAUCUCUUCUGCUCCUUUUUCUAGCUGUUUCCGCGGAGAUGCACCUGGCUCUACGUGAUCAACAAUACCUUAAUGUCGCUCUCAGGUAUGUCAGUUGCUAAAGAAAUGCACCGCAAAGCUUAAAUGGGGGGUUGCAGGGGAACAGGAUAUUCUCUUAGGAAAUCUUCCCUUUGGUGUGCUGAAUUUAGCUUGGCUUACGGUAAUGCCACGGAAGUCAUUUUUAAUUUGUUUCUUUCUCUUUUGCUCUCUGCAAUUUGCUUGGACCUCUCUGGAUAUUUUGGGGCUGUCCUUUUUAGAAGGUAACCUUUUCCCACUCUGCAUUCUUUGUUUUUAUUCAGUAUUUGCAUUUAUUGUUAUAAUAUGCCAGAGUUUUGAGACAGGCCGUGUUUCUGUUGCAGGGAGAACAUUCCAGCUCUACUCUCAUAACCUAAUAGCUUUGUUUGAACAAGCCAAAAAAACAGGCCUUGCUGCUCAUAUUCAGACCCAUCGGUUCCCCGACAGAAUAUUGCCCAGGUAAGCUAGCGCUCUCUUACCUCUUGAACCCAGUCUCAGGGCUAGCCGACAUAAUGCCUUCUAGAAGCUGCAGGGACUACAACUCCCAUCAGUCCCAGCCAGUCAAGGAUGAUGGAAGCUGUAGUGCAUCAGUGUCUGGAGAGCCCCACGUUCACUGCCCUGGCAUUAAGUGCGCCUUCUCUUGUUUUUUAUUUUAUUUAGAUAACACAGAUUGUAAGCUCUUGGAAUGGUUAGGUGUGUGCGUGUUUUUCACUAUGAAGUAAAUCAUUUUUAAAAGUCAAGUAAAACUGCAGUUUCAAGAAACAGGAAAACAUGGGGCAGAAUUCAGUAUUGCACUCUAAGAGUUGUUCCAUCAGCACAAGGGUUUUGGCUUCCCUGAUGGAGUGGUCACCCCUUUCCUUCCCAUCUGUGCUGUCCUGGGCAUUUUCCAGAAAGCCACACGCACCCCAGGCAAUUUGCAGCGAUGUGGGUAAGCCCUGCUACACUAGCACAAGUUGUUGCACUGGCCCCCACUAGCGCAAGUAUUCAGUUGAAUCCAUCCCCAAAUGCCCAACAUUGCGGUUUGGGCCUCUUCUUACCCCAUGAGCCUGCCUGGACAUGAAAAAAUCAUCUUCCAACAACCUUCACUUACCUUCAGAGGUAAGUGGCAGCUUAUCCAAAGAAACCUCAUUUCUUGGAGGUUUUUAAGCAGAGGUUCGAUGGCCACCAAAUUUCAGGGAAGCUCUGAUACAAAAUGCAAAAUGCCCUGAUAAAGAACAGGAUAUGAAAUCUUGCAUGAGGUGGAGAACGUGAGAAGGGGAUUAGACAGUAAUGAGGGCUAUCAAGGAUCGCUUCCCAUGAGAACUGUAUUCUGCCUCCACUGUCAAGAGGCAAGUAUAUUGCUAGACACCAGGUGCUGGGGAAGAACAGAGGAAGAAUGCCAUUGUGCUCAUCUCCAGAGGCAUCUGGUUGGCCACUCUGGUAGCAGGAGACUGGACUCAAUAGGCCUAAGGCCUGAUCCUCGUAGAUAAGAAGUCAGAUAAAACAUGGAGGUCUGAUUUGUAGCCGAAGGGGGGUUACACCAGGAGAGCCCUGCUGGCUCAGGGUCCAUGCUUUUGGUAGGUCCUUCAAGGGAACACAAAUACUACCCAGUAUACCUGAAGGAGCGUCUCCACCCCCAUCGUUCUGCCCAGACGCUGAGGUCCAGCGCCGAGGGCCUUCUGGCAGUUCCCUCACUGCAAGAAGCCACGUUACCAGGCAGAGGGCCUUCUCGGUGGUGGCGCCUGCCCUGUGGAACGCCCUCCCAUCAGAUGUCAAAGAGAUAAACAAUUACCUGACAUUCAGAAGACAUCUUAAGCCAGCCCUGUUCAGGGAAGUUUUAAAUGUAUGAUAUAGUAGUGUAUUUUUGGUCUUUGUGGAAGCUGCCCAGAGUGGCUGGGGAAACCCAGCCAGAUGGGCGGGGUACAAAUAAUAAUAAUAAUAAUAAUAAUAAUAAUAAUAAUAAUAUUACCUACUUCCCUCUCGUAUGCUCCCCCGGCUGCUAGGCAGAGGUAGACUGCCACUAUCCAUGGAGGGUCUAUUUGGGGCCCAUUUUGCAAGCUUGGGCAACAGUCGCAUUGGUUUCGCUCCAUCUACGUUCCCGUUUAUAUUCAGCGGGCUGAAUGCAAAAGUGACAUAAGAGGUAGUCCUAGUUAAACCAACAAACCAUUCACACUUAACUCUCAUUUCAGGAAAUUUGCCUUAACGACAAAGAUCCCGGAUACAAAAGGGUGCCAUAAAUGCUGUAUAGGUAAGUCUUCCGCUUGAGCUUCUGGAGACAAUCUUCUCCCAGCUUUGUGGACCUGCUUGGACCUUCUCGGCCGGGGCAUCUGCUGCUCCCUCCCUCCAAAGUUUGCUUAUAUCCCACCUUCCUUCCAUCCCAGAACCCAAAGCAACAUAUAUGUGUUUUGAUAUGUGUUCAGACCCCUGGGCUCUCACUUGUGGGGUGCCUCAGGGUUCCGUCCUCUCCCCUAUGCUUUUUAACAUCUACAUGCAGCCGCUAGGAGAGAUCAUCAGGGGGUUUGGGUUGGGUGUUCAUCAAUAUGCGGAUGAUACCCAGCUCUACCUCUCUUUCAAAUCAGAACCAGUAAAGGCGGUGAAGGUUCCUGUGUGAGUGUCAGGAGCAGGUUGGAGGAUGGAUGGCGGCUAACAGAUUGAGGUUGAAUCCUGACAAGACAGAAGUACUGUUUUUUGGGGACAGGAGGCAGGCAGGUGUGGAGGAUUCCCUGGUCCUGAACAGGGUAACUGUGUCCCGAAGGACCAGGUGUGCAACCUGGGAGUCAUUUUGGACUCACAGCUGUCCAUGGAAGUGCAGGUCAAUUCUGUGUCCAGGGCAGCUGUUUACCAGCUCCAUCUGGUACGCAGGCUGAGACCCUCCCUGCCUGCAGACUGUCUUGCCAGAGUAGUGCAUGCUCUAGUUAUCUCCUGCUUGGACUACUGCAGUGCGCUCCACGUGAGACUACCUUUGAAGGUGACCCGGAAACUGCAAUUAAUCUAGAAUGUAGCAGCUAGACUGGUGACUGGGAGCAGCCACCGAGACCACAUAACAUUGGUCCUGAAAGAUCUUCAUUGGCUCCCAGUACGUUUCUGAGCACAAUUCAAAGUGUUGCUGCUGACCUUUAAAGCCCUAAACGGCCUCAGCCCAGUAUACCUGAAGGAGCGUCUCCAGCCCAGACACUGAGGUCCAGUGCCGAGGGCCUUCUGGUGGUUCCCUCACUGCGAGAAGCCAAGUUACAGGGAACCAGGCAGAAGGCCUUCUCGGUAGUGGUGCCGGCCAAGUGAGUUCUGCUCCCAGCUCUCCCACUGCUGGAACUGACUCAGUCCUAACCUUUUGGGGUUGUUCCUCUGCUUUUGUUUUCUUCCUCUGCAGUGAGAAAUCCCUAUACAGGCCACAAAUACCUCUGUGGAGCGUUGCAGCUGGGGAUCGUUUUGCUUCAGUGGUAUGAACCGAUGCAGAAGUUCAUGUUAAUAAAGGUGCGUGAGGCUGUUUUUUGUGCGACUUCGUGGUGGUGUUUCAUGGGAAUGCGUCCGCUGAGGGUGGAACUUAAAGGCUUUCGUGCAAGACGUUAAGCCGUUUCAGAUCUGGAGUGAGAGUCGCAUCUGCCGUCAGUUAACUUCCGUGCUUGGUUCAGGGUGUUGAUCAGAGCCCUAAUAGACCGCUUUGAAGGGGCAGCCAAGACUUGGGGGGCAGGGAGGACCCCUUCACCAUUGACCCCUGUCCUGGGGGAUACCAAGGCCCUCCCUGCAGCUCAUCAUCACACUGUCUCCAACUCCAGCAUUUAGAGUAGCAGAUGAAGGGCUCCUUUUCAGGAGAACCUUUUGAAAGUGAUCCUGAGUCUUCUAUACCUGUAUAUUUUUAUUUUGAUGUUGCUUUUGUUCAUUUGCAUUGCAAGGGGGGUUGGACUAGAUCAGGGUUUCCCAAACUUGGGUCACCAGCAAUUUUGAGACUACAACUCCCAUCUUCCCUAGCUAGCAGGACCACUGGUCAGGGAUGAUGUGAACUGUAGUCUGGAGACCCAAGUUUGGGAAACUCUGGACCCUUUGGCUUCCUCCCAUCUCUGCAAUUCUGAUUCUAUAGUGAUUUUAAUUUACCGUAUUUAUCUGUGUAUAAGAUGCCCCCAAUGUAUAAGAUGACCCCUAUUUUUUUUAACCCAAAAUUAAGAAAUUAGGUUGUUUAGCUUUUGGGGGGGAGGUCACUUUUGCCAAUUGUUCACAUGCCUGCCCGCCACUGCCAGUCGCUUGCCACAGCCACUGCCGAUCACACACCUUGCUGCAGCUGCCAAUUGUCUGCCUAAUUGCCACAACCACAGCCAAUCACCAGCAGGCCUUGCCACACCCACCAAUCACCCUCCCAAUCGCUGCUGCCAAUCUCCUGUUUGCUGCUGCCAUUAAUCACACGUCCCCCCUCUGCAUUCACUAUCCAUGUAUAAGACGACACCCAAUUUUUGCCUAAUUUUUUUUUGCAAAAAGCAUCGUCUUAUACACAGAAAAAUACGGUACUUAAACAAAAUGCUGUUGAGGCUGGUCAUUGUUUACAGGGUGAGAUCUAAAUGUUAAAAAUAAUUUAGAUGUCCACUCCGUAAGAAGCCAAAUCUCAGAACAGGCUGGUUGCUGUUCAGUCUCUUCUUUACUUUCAUUUUGGUGGCCUUGUUGUUUCUUUCCCCCUGCCCCUUCCAGCACUUUGAUUUCCCGCUGCCGACCCCCCUGAACGUCUUCGAAAUGCUGGUGAUCCCAGAGCAGGAGUACCCCAUGGUGUGCGUGGCGAUAAGCAAGGGAGUCGAACCAAACCAGGUCGUCCAGUUUGAGACAAUUAACCUGAACUCUGCUUCUUCGUGGUUUACAGAAACUGGUGCAGGUGAGGCUCCGGCAGACCUGAGUUCAGUUUACUGUAAGAGGCGAUAUGAGUUACUCACAGCAAAAGUGGGGGAGUGCAAGAGGUUGGAGGGGCCAAGUUCUGCUCAGAGGAGGGUUCUGUCACUUGGCAGGCUCUUUUGUGGGGAAGGGCAGCGGAAGAGGUGACAUUAUAGCGUGGAUGGCGAGAGCGGAGAGAGAAGAUUCAGGGGUUUGAGGAUGGGCUGGAUGCAAAUGGUUGCUCUCUCUUCUUCUCCCCUCCAUCAAGGUUGCCAACAGCUCGAUGCCAUCCACGUCACCCAGCUGGAGAGGGACACAGUUCUUGUCUGCUUGGACAGUAAGUAGCAGGAGUUAGAGCUUGCUUGCUUUUUUGCUUUUUUUCCCCCUUUUUUGAGCUCCGAGGCAGAAAGCAAUAGAAAAAGAGGAGGGGCCAAAAACAGAAUAAACACAAUAAAACAUAAUAAUAAGCUAGCUAGGGGUGAUGGGAGUUGUAGUUCAACAACAUCUGGACACCCACAGGUUGAGAAAGGCUGUUUUGUGGCAGAUGAAGAUGAUGGAUUUUUCGGAGCUGGCCGACCUGACUGGAAGAGUCCGCGACCAGAAGGGGGAGGAGUACCAGGAAGAAUGAAAUUUAAAGACUAUUUAGCUAAAUAUGUUAAGAUAACUUAAUUGGAAAAGCUUGCAAGUAUUAGAUAGGCUUAGGAUUUAAAUAUGUAAGGAGAGGAUUUAAGAUGUUUAAAGCUAACUGAGAAAGAAUGAAAGAUGUUAAGUGAUCAAGUUAAUUUUUUGAGAAAUUCGAUUUCGGCAUACUGUUAAAAUGAUAUAUAAUGAAAUUCAACCAAGGGGAUUUGAGGAAGUCACUUAAUAAUGUUACAAAGAUUGGUUUAAUUACAAAUAGGAUAUAUGUGUGCUUGUUUGUUUGUUUAAAAUUUUUGGAAAAUCAAUAAAAAAUUUGGGAGGGAAAAGAGAGAAAGGCUGUUUUAGAACAAGGCAGCCUGAAAGCAGCAUUUAAGCUAAAAAUCAGUUUAAAGCAGCAGUAGAAUUACACAUUAAAACCCUAUAAAGAUCAGUUCCUCAAAACACAGUUUAUUAACAUUCCUGUGUUAUUAUGAUGGUGGUGGUGAUUUUGCAUUCUGUCGCUGUGGUUCUCCAGCAGCAGCCGUUGCAUGUCUUGUGGGCUGAGUGGCUGCUGCCGUGGGCCCUGGCUCUUCCUGCUUCCAUGUAUUUGUUGGGGCAGCCUCUGAGCUGACCCAGCAAUCCCGAUUUGGCUCUCGUUUCUCCCUUUUAAGGAUUUGUGAAAAUUGUGAAUCUGCAUGGGAAACUGAAGUCGAGCAAGAAGCUGGCCUCCGAACUAAGCUUUGAUUUCUGCAUUGAAUCUGUAGGUGAGCAGAGACCGUCUUCACCAUCGUUUAUUGUCUCCAAAGUGCAUGCUGUAUGUUAACUCGGAGGGGGGGGUCCCUUUUCAACCCGAGGGCCAUAUUCCCUUCUGGGCAACCUUCCAGGAGCCAAAUGCCAGCAGUGGGUGGGGCCAGGUACAAAAGCAGGCGGGGAAACACCUGUGAAUUCCCUCUUGGUCCUCCACCAGAAGCUUUGUCAGAGUCCAAGGAUGCAUUCUAGCCAGGCAAAAAUCCUCAAGGAGGGGACCAAGCUGUGGCCGGUGAGAAUGUCUGGCCUGGAGAGAGUCUUGGGGGCCAGGUAAAGAAGCCUGGAGGUCCCAAAUUCCUGCGGUAGAUUGCAUGCAACCCCACAGGCUCAGAGUCUGCAAGACACAAGACAGGAAGAUGUUGGAAGUGACAUUCCUCAAAUGCCUGGGAGGCUUUCCUUGCUGAGAACCAGCCAUUGUUAUGGCGGGAGUGUUCCUCUUGACGGCAUGUUUGGGCCUUCUGUGCGGCUCCUGAAAGCUCAGAGUGUGCGAUCAGUGUCCCUCAUUGGCUGGAGGCUGGUGGGAGUUGAGGGGGGCAGCCCGUCUGCUGCCAUGACCCACUGACCUUGGAGGCUUGCGGUGGAGGCUGCAGACAGAGUUCUCUAGCCAGGGUUACAGCUGCAACCCAGAAGCCAGGGCUCUGUGCUGGCGUUGAAAAACCAAGAGGCAACCAUUGGGCAAUGCCUUGGCAGACACUUCCUGUUGGUCCUGCCAAAGACCAGCUGUCUCCAAGACAUGUCUCUGGACUCCUUCCCACCAUUUAAUGGACCUAUCACUCAGCAGGUGGGGAGAGCAAGUAGGUCUCCCCUGGAAUCCCCUCCCCGUGCUCUCUAAGACCACCCCGUAAAACAGCCCUGAUUGGCCUUGCAUUGUGUCUUGAGGCAGCGGUGGCCAACAGCCUGGAUGGCUUUCAGAGGAUUGGACACAUUCAGAUUGGAGAAAACCGUCCAUGGCUUUUAGCCACGAUGGCCACACUCUGCCUGCAGACUUGGAGCCAGCAAUGCUUGUGAAUACCAGUUGCAGGAGGUAUUCAGGACAGGAGGACAGGACAGUGUUGCUUUUUGUGCUCAGGUCCCGCUUGCCGUUUUCCCAUUGAGACAUCUGGCCAGCCACUCUGAGAACAGGAUGCUGGACUAGAUGGGCCCAGGGGCCUGAACCAGAAGGGCUGCUCCUCCUCUUCUUCUUCUUCUUCUUCUUCUUCUUCUUCUUGUCGUAUAGUCGUGUCCGACUCUUCAUGACCCCCUGGACCAGAGCACGCCAGGCACUCCUGUCUUCCACUGCCUCCCGCACUUUGGUCAAACUCAUGCUGGUAGCUUCGAGAACACUGUCCCACCAUCUCGCCCUCUGUCGUCCCCUUCUCCUUGUGCCCUCCAUCUUUCCCAACAUCAGGGUCUUUUCCAAGGAGUCUUCUCUUCUCAUGAGGUGGCCAAAGUCUUGGAGCCUCAGCUUCAGGAUCUGUCCUUCCAGUGAGCACUCAGGGCUGAUUUCCUUCAGCAUGGACAGGUUUGAUCUUCUUGCAGUCCGUGGGACUCUCAAGAGUCUCCUCCAGCACCAGAAUUCAAAAGCAUCCAUUCUUCGGCAAUCAGCCUUCUUUAUGGUCCAGCUCUCACUUCCAUACCGCACUACUGGGAAAACCACAGCUUUAACUAUACGGGCCUUUGUUGGCAAGGUGAUGUCUCUGCUUUUUAAGAUGCUGUCUAGUUUUCUCAUUCUUACCUUGUUGCAUCUCUCCCGCAGUGUGCCUUCAAGACAGUGUUCUGGCCUUCUGGAAGCACGGGAUGCAAGGGAAAAGCUUUAAGUCUGAUGAAGUAAGUCUUGGGCUUGGGGGGGGCCCUUGUUUUCCCAGCCUUGCUGCCCUCCGUGGAAGGAACUUGGUUGCUCUGCUGAGAGAGGAACGCCCCUUCUCAGGGAAAGCCAGAGAGGGGAGGGGAGCCCUUGCUGCUCUGGCCUAGUGAAGGAUCAUAGUUGGCCCACGUUCGGUUAGAAGAAUAUUGGGUGCCAGGUGAGGGGAAAGAGCAUUCUCUGGCCAAGAUCCUGCAGAGCAACAGACAGUCAGAGUAGAAGGGCAAUUGGCCUGACCUGGUGUGAGAUGGCUUCUUGUGCGGAUGCCUGAUGAUCGUCUUCCAGAGCAACUACUCUAUUCCGAACUUAAAAAUGGAAAGCGUCAUGCUGGUGGUCAACAAAAGGUUUAUAGACUGUCUCAAGGCAAAUCUAAAAAAUGUAGUAUAAACACUAACAGUUGGGAAAUACUGGCCUGCGAGCACUCCAGUUGGAGGACAGCCUUGGCCAAAGGUGUCAUGGGCUUUCAAGACGCUCGGACUCAAGACACAAGGGAGAAACGUGCUAAGAGGAAGGCACGCUUGGCAAACCCCCAGCGUGAUCAACUCCUGCCCGGAAACCAAUGUCCCCACUGUGGAAGGAUGUGGGGAUCCAGAAUUGGCCUCCACAGUCACUUACGGACUCACUGUUAAGACCGUGUUUAUGGAAAACAAUCUUACUUGGCUAUGAGGGAUCGCCAAAGAAGAAGACAUUCUCAAGUAUAGCGACUUAAGGGUGGAGGGGCAUCGGCAGUCAGGUUUGUAGCCCCCAGAUCACAUCACAGCUAUGAAGUCACUAACAAGCCUAGGUCAUUCCCACCACCAUGGAGAUAAUAACAGAAUCAGGGAAUUGUAGAGUUGCAAGGGACUCCCAAGGGUCAUCUAGUUGAACCCCAAAUAAAAGCGUUCGAAGUUGCACAAACACACUAUACAAAGUUGUUGUGAAGUUUAUCACGAUGAUGUAAAGUGCUAUUUAUUAUUAUUAUUACUCACAGUUGGUUUAUAUUGUUUUACCAGUACCACUGCCCGCUAACUCUCGUGUAAGGCUUGCCAUAACGGCGCAAACAACGUGCUCAUGGUUCUCACUUCAUUAUGGGAGGUACCAUUGCCCAGUGGCGUAACACCUUCCUAGGGGCAUUGUUUGCUGUCUUUGUGUUGAGUCAGGCCAUUGGUCCGUCUAGUUCAAUAUUGUCGACACUGGCUGGCAACGGUCUUCCUGGCUUUUAGGCAGGGGUCAUCCCCAGCCUCCCCCCAGGAUAGCAGCACAUAAGCAUUCCUAUCUAGCCCAUUUGGAGAGUGGGAAGCAUGAUAUGCACACAUUAACUCAGUGAUAAACCUAACAAUAACCCUGUAAGUCAGGCCAGGAUAAUAACAGCUUGCCUAAGGCCACAAUGAGUCUGGCUGAAGUGAGAUUUGAAUUUGGGCUUCCCAGCUCCACGAGAAUCCUGCCCUUGGGCCACUGCACUGUCGUACAAAUUAAAUGUAAGAUACAACAAAUAGCAAUGCAACAAUAAUGUAUAUGGAUAGAUUUCUGUUUGGGCCUUUAGCACUGAGUGCUUUUGCACUCUGUUCCAGCGCAGAGGCAAGGAAAGAGUGCCUGGGCCUGACACCCAUUCCCAGGGGGCUUAAACCAGGGGUUCAGAUCCUGGAUGGUGUCAGACUCCAGCUCCCUUGACCUAACCCAGCAUGGCCCAGAAGUCAGGAAUGGUGGGAGCUCGAGCCCAGCAGCAUUGAACCAUGGUUCAGUAAGCUGCGAAGGUUGCUUCUGAACUAACUUGCUGUGCAUUUUGUCAACAGCGACCGGACUAUUUGACUCAACCCUCCUCCGCAGUCUUAGCUGGUUCAAGUGUCCCUUUCUCUGCCCCUUUUGCAGGUAACCCAGGAGAUCUCAGACGAAACUCGGGUGUUCCGCUUGUUGGGCUCCGACAGGUGAGCUGAGAAGAUUUUGACACACUGCACAGUACAAAUCUUAUAUUUAGAUUUCCAGUCUUCCUGCAUUAGAAAACUUCACGGCCACGUUCUUAAAAGAGAUGCCUUUUCCCAUGUCAUGGGAUGCAUCCAGCAAUACGCCCCCUUGUAGCAUGUUUAAUAAUAAUAAUAAUAAUAAUAAUAAUAAUAAUAAUAAUAAUUACAAUGGUACCUCCAGUUGCGAACAGCAUCCGUUCUGGAGGUCUGGCUGCAUCCCAAGGUAUUCGCAACCAGUGGGUGGCUUUUACGCAUGCGCAUGGCGCAGUUUAGCGCUUCUGCGCGUGUGCGUGCAGCAAAACCCGGAAAAAUACUUCCAGGUUUGCCGCGUUUGCAUCCCGAAGUUUACGUAACAGAGGGAUACGUAAGCGGAGGUAUGACUGUAUUAUUAUUAUUAAGUCCGAUGUUAACGCCCACGGUGGUGCCCACGGUGGCUGGUGGCAGUGGAAGUUGUCGCCCCAACAUCUGCAGGGUACCAGGCUGGGGGAGGCUGUGGUGAACACGGCCCCCGGGUGCCCACUUGCAGUGAGGGCUAACUUGCUCGUUCCGCCUUCCCCUCACAGGGUGGUGGUGCUGGAGAGCAGGCCGACCGACAACCCAACAGCCCACAGCAAUCUCUACAUUUUGGCCGGCCACGAAAACAGUUACUAG